AUGCAUGCCAUUCAUACAGGUGCCGAAGAUGGAUUUGCUUUCGUCCAACACACAGGCCGGUUCGAUUUUAGUAAAGGCAGAGUAGCAAUGCUUUUCAGCCAUUUUCUAACUGGACCAGUCUGUAUGAAAUUCUAUUUUUAUCUAUAUGGUAAAAAUAAUGGACUCCUGAAGAUCCGGACAGCACAUGAAAUAUCGGGAAAAGAACAUGGAAACGAAGUGUUGAAACUAUAUGGAAGUCAUGGUUAUAAGUGGAACUUCGCGCAGAUUUAUCUUGAUUUUGCUCCAACUGAUAUUUACCAGGUAAAGGUCCAUACAGACAGGACGGGAUUUGGCAACGCAACGCAAAUUUUCAAUUUUCAAUGACAUUUAAUUUCAUUAUUUUUCUAUGUUUUUCAAAUAUUCGGAACCACUUAAGCAAUUUUAUUUUACUUUUUAGUUUCGCCAUAUUACAAUACACAAAACUAUAACAAGAACAACUAUAAUAUACAUGACUAUAGGCAGGGUGACCGCAACAGCGUGAGCCAAUUACUGCGGACCCAUUUUAGCUAUUUGGACUGCAUAUCUUGUAAAAAUUUUAUCCGUUGACGGUUUUUUAAGCCCAGCCUUGUUCAUGCGUAAAAUCGCCGCUUGGUGGAAGCCAACAUAACGAUUAUCAUGUCCUAUGAACACUAAAUGUGCAAAUGAAAGAAAUUAAAUAACAUUGGCUGAAACAUGACCCUUUAACAACUCAGCCCAUGCUAUCUAUUUUGUUUGGUUUGCAUACUGUAAACACAAGAUAAAAUUAUAAACUGCACUAGUACCUCCUAUACGGGGUAAAUGUUUAAAUAUUUUUUAUUUACUUGGCAGGUUAUUAUCAAAAGCAUAAUCAAUGAUUUUGAUAUGCGAACUAAUGUUAUUGCUAUAGACGAUGUCUCUUUUUCAAACGAAACAUGUGAGCACUUGCCUCAAGGUUAGUUAGUAUUCUUUCUUAAAAAUGAAGAAAAAUGGAAAAUAUGAGUAAUGGCAUUAUUGAUAAUUAGCCAUCAGCCAUCUUGAAGUGUCAUUCUUGUCAUAGCAACAGCAUUUGCCUGGAAGUAAGAUAGUAGUUAGAGAAACUGACUAAUCUAGUAAUUUCCAGCACUGCUUUGCGAUCAUUAUAUCUCCGUUUCCACUACUACAUGUUCAUGAAACAAUAGACCUUACCGAUUAUUCUAUUUUACCCAAUAGCCUCGUUUCCAUGUUAACUUAUCAUGCAUGUCAGGGGCAGAUAAAGAUUAUAUUCCCAUGUUUUCCUGGACGAAUGUUUCUUGCUGUUCUUAGGUUCAAUAACAAAGUAAUUUCCAACCUUAUUAAGCACAAAACAUGACUAAAUAUUUGACACGAAAACAAGACCAUCGCGUAAAAAAUGAAUAAACGGUAAGGUCUAUUUCAUCACCAACAUGUUGUUUUAUGUCUAAUUUUAGAUAGCCGUUUCAACUGCUCGUUUGACAAUGGCUAUUGUGGUUGGAAAUUGAAUGGUACAAAACGAGUUAAAUACGACAAAGGUGGAAAUUACUUACUUAUGUUUUAUCACAACUCAAUGUUGAGGGAGUUUUGUUGGCGGAAAUUUCAAGCAAAAAUUAACUUAUACCUAAUGUUAAAAUUAAUGUAAAAAAGUUUUAUCACUGCACAUUUUUGUGCAAAGGUUAGCCGAGCAGAAGCACACCCUGAAAAUUUCUAAACAUACCUGUAUAAUAAUGUGUAACCACAAAACAGGCUACAAUUGAUAUUCAAAAAUUGAUAUUCAAAAAUGCCAAAACCAACAUACACUGCACAGCGCCCGGAAUCGCCCAGGGCAAAAUUUGACUUGGGGACCCUCGUGAUUCCAUCUUCUAACACUAUGUUAGGGGGAUCCAAGGGCAUUCUUUCCGCGAAAAUUUUGAAAUCUGAGGUCCCAGAAAUGGCCAAAUACUGCAUUCUGGAAGUCUAGUUGACAGUUAUAUCUAUGUAUAUUUCACAGUAGUUCUUUAUUUGGGCCCUCCUUUAACAGGAGCCAGAGGGCAAAUUGCUCCCUCCACCCCUCUAUGCGUCCUUGAUAGCACUUGCAGUUAGGAUUAUCUAUGCCAGCAUAGUUAAAAAUCACACGCUUGAAGAAAAGAAAUAUUUUCGUCUUGGAAAAUUAAAGGCGGUUUGGGGGUGACAAACUUCUAAAGGAGUUACAGGGCAUGUACCCACAGAAAAUAUUUUCAUCUAGUAUCCUUAAAAUAGCAUUUCUGGCAAUGUGCGGGGGCAUUCUAUAGAAUUCUGAACAUACAUCAAUUACAAAAAGUCAAGUAUCAUUCACUCCAUCAUCCAAUCUCAUAAAGAGUUAUUUGGCGAGAGAUUUUGUUAUAUAGGUAUAAGUAUAAUAUUAGUGCGGACGUUUGAUAAUUUGGCAGCUUCACUUUCAUUCAAAUUAUUCUCAUUCAAAAUGUUUUGAUUUGUUUUGUUUUGUUUUGUUUUGUUUUGAAGUGUCAAGAUGAUUUUUUCAGUUCCGAGUGUUUCUGGUCAUUGCCUCAUAUUCUUGUUAAUUAAAAACUUAUCACAGCAAAUUUUAUCACUUUUAGCAUUUUGCAUUUUAUCACUGCACAUUUUAUUUUUAUCACUGCACGGCAAAUUGGUUAUCACUACCUACUAAAAUUUGGUAUGAAUUAACCAAGUUCACACUGUUUACAAUCAUAAACUUCACUCGAAAUUUUCUACCAACAAAGCCUUUUAAGCAUUCUGUUCUAUCGAGUUCUAUCACAAUUUUGUACUAUACUUUAAUCAUGUACUGUAUUUCAUUUUUUUGGCAUAUUCAGGACUGAAACAAUAUAUCCCACUUUUCGAUCCUAAACAGCAAGUGAUUCUUCAAAGCCCAAACGUAUUCGCCCACAAAGCUUGCUUUACUUUACAAUACUUGACUAGCCGUUGGACAACGUUGGAUGAAUCUCGGAUGUUUAUAUAUGUUAAACAGGCCAGUGGGGGUCAGUUGAUUCCUGUGAAUGAUAGACUGCUUUAUUACGGCCAUUCAAAAUGGAAUACAGUCACGGUUCAAAUUGAAACUGAAUUUGUACAGGUGAAUUUUUAGUUUUUUCUUUAUUAGAAACUCCAGCUUAGAAACUAUAUUAGCUCCAUUAUUAGCUCCUUCUUUCUGUUAACAACAUAAUUUUUCCCACUCUUACUAGAAAUACAUGCAUGCAGAAACCGCUCGCCUUGCUGGAAAAACUAUUAUAUUUUCCGAACAUGAAGUAUUUGGAGUAGUUGUCAUGGUAACACGAUAAUUUAUUAAGAAUAUUUUAAAAUUGAAAAAAGCCGUAAAAAAUAUCACUUAUUUUACAAAAUUAUCAAUUUCCCCAAAAUAUAUACGUUAAGCAUGUUAUUAUACGCAAUAUAAGUAUAAUUUAAUGUAGCUAAAAUCCAAUCACAAACGCUUCGCAAAACGUUUUAAAUUAACAUGUUCUUUUAAAACUAAACUGCCUUUUAUCGAUAAACCUUGAGUUUCAAAUAAAAUAAUUACAAAUUAAAAUCUCGCAUGAAUUUAACUUUGCUUUCAUCUUUAUUUAAGGAUUUUCAUAUAUUAAAAAAGAGUAAUAAUAACAGUACACUGAAAUGAUGGGCUGCCUUUUUUCAAUAUACGUAAUUAAUUGCGAUCAGUUUUUGAAGCAAUUAUAUUAUUAUAAAGGAAAGAAUACAUCAGUAUUUAAAACAAACUUACCUUCAUGGAAUUUUACGAUUUCCAGCAAUCUAUUGUCCCGAACUUUUGUUAUGAACAACUAAAAUGUUUGGCUGCACGUCUCAUUAACGAUUUUUUGGGUUUCUGAAUAAACAUCGGCCUCGUACCAAACGUCGUAGCAAACGUCGGCGUCUUUGCUCCCUUCUUUUAGCAAAUCCUUUUUUCGCGUCUUCUUGCUGGUUUUCGUUUGGUUUUAUAAUUUUUCUUUAAUAUUUUAUUUGCUUAAAACCGUAUAAAAGAAUUAUUAUUAAAAAGCAGAUAUAUUUUCAAAUAAUGUCUCUUAUUACGAUGUCGUAAUGCAGUCAUCAUAAAGCGAAUUUAGAUUUGACCAAUCAGUGUUCGCCAUUAUUUCCAUGACCGUCCGCCAUAUUUUCGAGAUUAGUGAGAAGUCCACCCUUGUUGGAUCAGUGGGAAGUCCACCCUGGGAUCGACGCCCGUGAUGUUUGAUGAACUUCACAUGCACUUCGCUAAUCUUUCUUUUAAAUAGCCGAACACGCCCGGAACGGCGCUCCGCGCAGGUGCAACAUUUUUCCGUAGACAGUCGGACUCCUCAUUGAUAGUUGGACGCAUCAUUGACCCGCGCCAUUAAGCAAAGCAUUCAGCAGAUACUCUUCUUAUUAGAUGCGCUUCCCAGUGUGUCUUUCGCGCGCAACUAGCGAUUUCAAAAUAUCAAUUACUUGCUUGAGAUGCCAAAAUCUGAGCAGGAAACAUUGUGGCUUCAUAUCUUUUGUGGUGUUGACAUCUGACAUACUUAUUAAGUUAUACUCGCCAUUCCCACUUGCUUUUCUUUGCUUUUGCAACUCUUUUGGAGCGAUUACAGAAUACCCGUCCAUUUUUUAAGCUAUGCCUUUCAAACAUCAUGGAUACGAUGUAUUAAUACAUCUAUAUUUAUACUGAAUUAUUAAAAUACCAUGGGGGUAAAGGUAGCUACGAGGUAUACAGGGACUUAACAUUAAUUGAUUAAAUUGUCACAGUGUUAAAGGUAGCUCUAUAUUUUAGCGGAUAAGUGGAUAUGCUGUCAAGUAGUUAUUUUGAGAACGAGGUAUACAGUUAGAUUAGCAUUAAUACAGUAGAUCAAAUUCUGUAAACACUAUAGAUAGCUGCAUGUUUUAAUGGAUACGUGGAUAUACGCAGUCAAGUAGUUAUUGUGGCUUUGUGCUUUAUAAAACUUAUCCUUGGAAUGUUUUCAGGCAUGAUUCUAGCGUAAUUGAAGAAGUCAUCUGACAAUCAUUUUUGGAGACAAGACCAUUUUUUCUCAUGCUGACGUCCGAUUUUCGUCUUGGAGGCAUAUUUUUUAAUUCAACCUUGCCCGAUGUGGAUAUACACUUAAGGCAAUUUUCCAUUGCAGUCGCUUUGCCCGCGCAAGCAUCAUGUUCACCUGAGUACAUUACACCAACACAGAAAAAAUUCAUGAUUACUAGAUUACAUCGAUAUCGAAGGAACUAGACUCAGUUCCGAAAUAGCACACACUCGGCCAACCUGCUACUAAAUAAAAUUUUUGUAGACCAAAAACUAAAACAAAUUAUGGAAUACAUACAUUUAAGACAAUUACAUCUAAAAUUUGGGAAACUAUUGAUUAUAAUAUAAAAAUGUCUGUCUCAUGUCAUGUAUUUUCAAAACAAUAUAAAUAAACAUUUUUGUUAUCGCAAAAAUUAUAAUUUAUGCAUGUAAAUAUAUUUACAAAUUUGUCGUUGUCAUGCAAUUCAAUAUAUCUGCUUAGUAAUGACUAAUGUAUCAUAAAUAAACUAUCAAAUGCAAGGUGAAAAGCGGAGGGUGAGGUGACCAUUUGAUUUGUUACCCCGGCCUCCCUUUUUCACUGUGUAGGCAGUGGUCGACCCGACCACUGCGUACGGUUAUGCUACUAUAUAUUUUAAUACAUUGAAAGCUUUAUUAUAAUAUUUAAUUUUUGAUAUAAGUUGUGUAAAAUAUUUGUGUACGUCGUGCGAAUUUAAUAAAAUUGUAAAUUAUAAAUUGACCGCGUAGCUCAGUUGGCAGAGCAUUGGGCUAGCAUUCCAAAGGUCGUAGGUUCGAUUCCCACCGUGGGCAGGCAUAUUUUUCAAGGUUGCCCGGUGUGGAUAUACACUCAGAGUAGCAUGACAAACAUAUUCACCUGAGUACAUCGGACACCAACACAGAAAAAAAGAAAAUUGGGAUAGUAGUUCAAUGCUGCCAACUGCAGAGCUACGAGGUCAAGUUAGUUUGUGUUCCUGAUAUUUAGGAACUAAGUCAACUUCCGUCGAUAUCAAUGUAUUCUAAGAUAAAACAUAUGCAAAUUAGGUAAAUGCAUUAUUAAACAUGCGUGAUAGGCAUAAUUGUUGCCAAAAAAUGAAAGUUUCAGUAGCUAUUUAAAGGACUUAAAAUUGAGUAAAUUUCUGAUAUUUGGAACCAUUGAUUAAACACAUAACAAGUUUUUCGUUUUUCCACGAACUCAAAAUGCGUUUUAAGCUUUUAAAUUCCGCGCGCAAGUUAAUUUUCAUGCUGCCAACCCACGCUCUGCAAAAUUUAUCUUUACAAAACAUUUUUGUUUUUAUACAUUAUAAGUACCCACACAAUCUAUAUUUUAAAAAAAAAAUCAAGAAAUAACAACAUUUGUGAAAUUGAGAGCCGUUUCAAAAUUGUCUACUUUUUCUAUAUACUCUGUAGUUAUUCACUAAUUAAUGUUAAUGUUAAUGUUAAGGAAAAAUGUGUUCCCUGGAUUAACGCCGAUCACUCUGGUCUUACUCACAUGUAGGUUUUGAUAGAUUUCAUUCUGGAUAAUUUCGAUGUUGCAGUUGCCAAUCUUAAUCUAAACACGGAAUUUCAAGGUUGUGACAGUGUUGGUAAGUUUGCCUUUAUAAUGACUUCGAUUCGUUUGUAUGCUUAGCUAUUCAGCUUUCGAAUGUCUCCAGAUCACGCUAUUUCAACUUAUUAGCUGAAGUCAUAUUAGAAGACGGAUUUCCCUCUGAGACAGGAAACGCGUUUAAGACUUUUAAGUCUUAAAAGUUAAAACUUUUAAAUUUCCAUCUAAUUUUCCCAUCUGGUCUCAUAUUUUUAAUUCUUUGGGUUUAUCCGUCCGUCACACGAGUUUCCUGUCUUAGACGGAAAUCCGUCUUCUAAAAUGAAUUCAGCUAAUGUGAUGGAAACUAAAAGACUUGAAAUAAAGUAAAUACAGAUACAUUGUAAAUUGUAAUUGAGUUAAUUUUAUAAUAAUUUAUGAAUUAUUAGAGAAUGUAAAUACAACUGAAACAUGGCCAGAAAUCCCGGACAUAAUUUAUAAUUCCAAAAGAAAUUACAAAUCACUUUAAAAUAUGGCUUCUGCAAACAGUAGAUUGUACAAUGCGAUGAGGUAAAUCGCAAAAUCUGAGAAUAUGGUAGAUCGUUUGCAACUUGGCGACAUCGCUGGUGCUAAAUCAACGUUUGUCGAUAUAUCUAGUGUAAUUUUGGCCUAGUUUAAGUUACUGUUUUUCCUGCUUUUUUGUUUAUUCCUAGUGCGGUAUUUUUAUAUAGGGUUAAAUAGACAAAUGUAGUUAAAAAUUAACCUCUGCACAAAUAUAGAAAAAGCAUGAACAGUAGCAACUUAAAUCAUGCUAAUAUUAUUUACACUAAAUUCUUCGACAGGGUUUGGUUUGCAACCAGCGAUUGCGGCAAGUUGCAAAGGAUCUACAUAUUAUCAGAUUUUGCUUUUACUACAUCGCGUAGUGUACACUAUAGACAAUAUACUAUAUACUAUUGGAGCCAUAUUUCAAAGUGAUAUGCAAAUUAGUAAGGAAAUAGAAUAAAUUAUGUCCGUGAUUUCUGGCCAUAUAAUUUUUACGAUGUUUUUAAAUAUCCGCGAUUGUUAUUUCACACCCAGUUACAAUAAAGAGUUAAAUUAAAGGUUGGAAAAGACGCGACAAAGGAAAAUACCAUGAAUUAGCAUAAUAGACGGCUUCAAAUUCAUGAGUUCUCCUGCGACAUGAGAUGCCUGCCAAAUAUCAUAGAUACCGUCGCAAAAUAGUGGUUGUAUGAGCGUUAUAAUGUUUCUUUGACUUAAAUCUAAUCCCAUGUUGCGUUUUGUUGCACCAUUUGGUGGAAACCAGCAUUUCUUUUGCUGAGGUGAAAUUAUAAUUACUACUGCCUUUUUAUGAUUACAGUGGAAAAAGCUUUUUUUGUAUCGACAAAAAAGAUCUUCAAAAAGGAAUACAAAAUCUUAAAAGAUGGAAGAUCGUGUGAUUUAUACCCGACAUCAUAUUUUAGUGCUUACAUUACACCGACCCCAGAAUAUCCUGUGCCUUUGUACAUAUAUUCAAGCAAGCAUCACAUGACUCUGAGUGAGAGGAAGAACAAUUCUUUUCGAACUUUAGUUGGAUAUUUUUAUGUCAGCAUGACGUGGCGUGCAAACACUUCAGCAAUACAUUACGAUUUAAAUGAAGAUAAAAAUGGGGAAUAUAUAUCGGAAUUUGGAAGUUCACCUGACGAGGGAACAUGGAAAGGAAAUGUUGUGUAUGUUAAAAAACAUAAAAUUUAUGAAGGUAGGACUGAUUCAAUUAUUGAUUAAUUUACUGCUGGAUUGAAAAAUAGACGAUAUAUACUUGUUUAUUAUAAACGUUCACUGCAUGAUCUAACUGCAUGAUUCACUGCACGACUGAAUGGUCGAUUUAAUGAUUAUACCAUAGGUCUACCGAAACGCUUUUUUAAUUAAAAUAAAAUUGCUUUAAAAUACAAUGCUUAUAUUCUUGCUUGAUCAAUAUACAUUACAACCUUACAACCUCUACAACCAAAGCUACACGGAAUGAUAGUUGUUGACCCGACGUUUCAAAAUAAAGGUCUCUGAUUGGCCAAGAUUUCAACUGCAGCCUUCAGUCAAAGAGCUUUAUCUUGUGACAUCGGGUCGGCAAUCAUCAUCCCGCAUAUCUUUUUUCUUGCCAACCUUGAGGAAAUAAUAUACAUAAUGAUGCAUCACUACCUUUUCUGGAGACCUAUGAUUGUACGUCAAGAUCUUUAAUACGAUAAAGAUAUCUUGAAGUAUUACGGAUGUAUCCCAGGUAGAGUUUUCCAAACGCUAUAGGAGCUGUCACAUACAGUAGAAACAUUCUGACUGGUAACUAAUUACCGUUCCACAUUUUGAUAUUUUGCUAAAAAUAACUGAAAAUGUAUAGAACGGUUUAUUACCAGAACAGUUUCUAUGUAAGAGUUCCUAGUGUUUGGGAAUGUCUGGCGACAUCCGCGAUACGUCAAGAUCUUUAGCUUACUUUGUAAAAUUCAUGAAUAAUUAAUAAGGCGACAAACAAAUCACGAUGCGGUAGUUAGGUCACAUGUGCACACUUGUAAACUGCAUUAAAGAUCAGAAAGUCGUAUUAGAGGGAUGUUUAUGAAAGUUAACAAUACUAGUUGAGAAGCAUUGAAUGUUUAUGAAAUUAACAAUACUAAUUUAAGUUUUAAUAUCAUUAAUAUAAUGAGGUGUGAGAUUGUCCCCAUGGGCAGAGAAUACUAAUAAAGUAGACAAAUAAAUUCAUCUUACAGGUACGUUAAAAUACUCGCAACUGAUCUUUAUGAGCAUUUAAUAAUCCAUAAAGAUCAGCUGCUCAUAUUUUAUUAACUAGUACUUAAAAUUUCAUUAUUUACUAUCGAGACCGCUAAAGUGGUAAAUUAAUCUCUCGAGAUUUGCACGCGCGAGAUUUAUUUUAUGUACCAGGUAAUGAACACCUCGUGACCCUAAUUCAACGGUGUUCGUAAACAAUCUGCGAUGUUCUCGUGUAGUAAUAGUAAUACUUUUGACUAUGUUUCAGAAGUGAAGGUAGAGUCGAGAACAUUCUUGAAUUGACACAAAAUACGUGAAUAUUCAGGUCGUUUGGCUAUUUAUAGACUACAAUAAAAUAUUCAGUAGCGUUAAUAUAGACAAGCAAACGGAGGUGUAAAAUUGUGGUAAAUACUUUUUCUUUACCUUAAUUAAUUUGUAGUUGUAAAACAGGCUUGGGCGUUUAUAGUUCUUUUCAGAACUUUAGAAUUACAAUUCGCAUAAUCAAAAUUUUAUUUAAGCAAUAUUUCCUGUCAAAGUUAGUCAAACAUCGCAGAUUGUUUACGAGCACCGUUGAAAGCUUUAAAGCGGUCACGUGGUGUUCAAAAAGUUUAUCACGUGGUACAUAAAAUCAGUCCCACGCGUGUAAAUCUGGAGGGAUGAAUUUACCACUUUAUACUGCGACUUCUAGCACAUAUUUAAAAUCCGAACAACGCAAGAACGUUUAAGUCAGUGUGCGUUUCAUUGUCUUUUUAUUUGAAUAGUUAUCCACUUUUUACUGCCAAGCAUUUUAUCUCUGCAUUCCUUCCUUAGAUAACAGAAAUUGUCCUCCCGGUCAUCUGGGCGUAGGAAACAAAUGUUUCUGGUUUCUGUGCAAGGACAUGGAGGAUAUAAUCAGAUAUCCUGAAGUUAGAUGCUCAAUGGAUUUAAGCACUCUCGCUUCAUUGGAUGCGAGUGGCAUAAAGCUUCUGGGGGAAUAUUUGAACACAAUUCAAGUAAAGAAUAUAGAAAUUACGCAACUUACUCUCGGGUUGUCAAGAAAAAAUAAACAAUGGAUAUGGAGAGAUGGAACUGUGUACAAUGAUAGUAGCAGUAGAUUGGGAAAUGAAAACAAUUUUGCCGUGCUUACGUGGAAUGAACCGGGGAAGAAAUGGUCACUCAAGGGUGUUCCUUGGUUAUUCGACAACCUUCACCUCUGUGAGAGACGUAGAAGUAUGUAAACAAAAAAGUCUACAUGAAGCGACGAGCCCAAAGGCCGUUUUCCACUUCAACCGUAUCGUACCGAAACGUAGCGUAGUUCUUUGUUCGUAGUGCUCAGGGCACUAGAGUGGAACUAAUGACUUUAUCACAAAAUAAAAUGCUAGAUUUGUUAGGAUACGUUUGAAGUGGGAAACGGCUAUAAUACAUUCGGGCAUUAAAAAGGAAUCUUAACAUAACCUACUUAACACACUGGCGAAAUUUUGCGGCCGUAAUUAAACUUAUUUUAUUUUAUUUAUUUUAUUUUACAAGUUUGCCAUUGCAAUAGAUCUACAGGGUGUAUCAAAAUAAACGCAAUUCAUCUUUUGUGCUUAAUAACUUUCGACAUACUAUUUCUAGUUAAACGCUUUUAGGCUUACUUCAAAGCCUGUUCUUUUCUCUUUCACAAAAACUAUUAUCCUUGUCUCCAAUGCUAGUAAUAAUUGCACAGGAAAAGAUUUAGUAAAAUCUAUCAUUUUUAGUUGCUGUUUAAUUAUGCAUGUUUACUAUGUUAUUGUUUAGUCGGUUUAAAUGUUAGAAUUUUCUUCUUUAAACUGUAAUGUUGUCGUCACUACAUCUGGAAAACCACGUAAGAACAAAUUAAAAGUAUUUUAAAAGAGACCAGGUUGUUUGAAAAUCCUAAACGAAUGCUAAAAAUCGUCAAAACGUUCUGGUGUCUGAGCCAGAGUGUCAUCGAAUUGCGAUGUAAUGUAAACAGAAAUUAUAGCAAGUUGAUGUCAGUCAGCUUAGAUGGUCCAAGCCAAAAUUAUAUCGCAUUUGAAGUUUCAAACUGAGUUAAAAAUAGUGGAAGAAAAGCCGUAAUUAUACUUAUUGUUACAAUCCAUUUAAUAAAAUGCAACAUUUUUUUGUUUUAGUGAAAAAAUCAGUUAUUUUCAUGAGAACGAUUUGUUAUUCCAUCUCAAUUUUUUUAAUCUCCAAUCGCAAUAACGUAAAGUAUUAUUACCCGCGAACCAAUGAGUCAAAUUUAAGAAACAACCCACUGUUAGAAAGCUGAAUGGCUACGCUUUAAAAUGAAUGUAAACUUUAACGUUUUCGUCUAUUAUUUGUUUAGCAAUUUACAUUUCAGUCGAGGAUUGCGCUUUUUUUGAUACACCCUGUAUAUAGAGUACUAUGGUUACAAAUGACUGGAAUUUCCACACAGAGAUAGUUUUCCAAUAACGGGGUUCCAAGAAAGAACAACUACUUAAUGGUAUAUCUAAUUAUUUUGAAAUUAAAACAAACAUAACAAUUAAACACAAAUACAAGAGACAAAGCAAAUGUAUUGACGAACAAACGAACAAAAACUAAAUUUAGCAACAUGUUCGAGUUGAUAAGUUCAUUAGUGGGCGAGUGGUGUGACAUUUAAUACACACAGACUUAAAUGUUCUUGGAUCUUCAGGGUCAUAAAUUUGUUGGGUUAAUUCUACGUAGUAUUUCAUUAGACUACAUUUAAAUGCAGUUAGAGAUGUGGUGGUAUUUCUUAUGAAGCCGGGAAGCGUGUUCCAUACAUUAACAGCGCUGAUGUAAAAGCUGUUUUGAAAAGAAACAGUUUUACUUUUAACAAUAUGAAAUUGGUCGAAGACCCGUAGUUUUACUUUUGGUUACAUGAAGUAGGACGCCGUUAGUUGAACUAGUAUUCCUUGUUUCUCGUGUAGGGAUCCUUAUAGAUAUGUUAUUGUCAAAGUUAUUUAUAAGGCAUUUGUGAAGAUACGCCAUAUCUAAAUACUCAUGCCAGUAAAAGAGCCUCUUGGUUGGACUCUUAAAAGAGCCUCUUGAAAAAGCUCUAGCGCCAUUAAAUUGUGGCUGUACUUCAGUAAAGUUUAAAACUCGACUGAUUUAUGUAGAUAGGAUAAGAUGUCAUCCUCGCGACCCGCGCGUGGAAUCUUCGUAGCUCGGUAAAAUUACUGAAACAAGCUGUAGGGACACUUUUUUCUUUUUAUCUGUAAAGACAACACGUCAAUUCCCAGUUUGGGAAAUUGGUACACUAUAAUAAUUACUAAUAGUUGCAUUCUCAGCUGGCUAUACUAUGUCAUUGCAUAUUUUCUCCUUUUCUACGUGACACUGCAAUUGGUUUAACCAAAGUUAUUUGAUACAAAAUUACUAACGAUGCCCAGCACAACACGCGAGUUUAAAUGUUUGUUCCGCGUGGUGAAUAUGUCAUUUGUUGCAUUCCGUUAUAUUGUAUUAUACUACCUGCUUGCAUUGCAGAGAAUUUUGCCUACGGUGCAAUGAGUUAUCAAUCUACUACCAAGUCAAAUAUGUCGUCCAACUUGGCUGUUGAUGGACUUCUUUAUACUUGUAGUUUAACACAGCUACCAAGUAAGGUUAGUAAAAUACUUGAUUAAUUUAAAUUCAGUUAACAUUGUAAUAGACGUCAGUUAAUACCUGUAGAUGACAGCCUACAAGUAUGCUGUAGCGGUAUAUGACUUUGCACGAGAAAUAUCAGUUAUAUACGCCAUCCUUCGCGUACAGUUACGGUUGUGAUUGGGAUGAAUACAAAAAGUAGAUAUCUUGUUGCGCAAAGGUUUUACCGAGAAAGACUAGUGUAAACCUGGUUUCCGUUUGACCGUCUUGACCAAGCCAUGUUUGAUGAUGUGCAACAGUCUAGAUCUAUUCUGUUUUUUGUGUGCUAAAUGACAACUAGACACUCUUCAUUUGCUGUAUAGUGAUAAUAUCGACACUCUUACAAUUAAAUUAUAUAUGCAGUGGUCCGGAUCUAUUUUGUUUUUCGUGUGUUCAUUUAUUUCUUGUAUUCUCUCAAUUUCAGCGCUCUCCUUAUUCUUGGUGGAGAGUAAGAUUGACUGAGAAAACAAAAAUCUACAUGGUGCAAGUGACAACCUCACUCGAUGAAGACAAAAAUGUCAAAAUGAUAAUGAGUACCAGCUUACAAGAAGAUGGAAGUUCCGCAUACUGCGAGAAAGUAAUCUACACCAACGAUUUGAAGACAAUAAUAGUGAUAUGCGAGCCACCAUUACCAGGUCGCUACGUAAGAAUUGAAACAAAGGAUGAGAGACUCAAGCUUUGUGAAGUAGAAAUAUUUGGCACUGGUAAGAAUAAUACAUUUUAUCAACAGAGUCACUGUCUAACCGACCAAGUUAAAGGCAGGAUGGCUGCAUCAGUGGUGUAGAUAUCUCUACGCUUGGCGAGCAUCUCUGUUGUUUCAUUUCAGAUUCCUACGAAGACAUCCAAGGAGUCAUGCAAGCAUAUUGGGGAAAAUUUCCAGAAACUACAGAUCUCUCACCCUUAUUGGCAAAACAAAAGGCCUAUCCUGAUAGUCCGUCCUAUUCUCAUCUUGUAUCGUCGUUUUUACAUAUGAAGAUGUAUUCUCAUUAUGUCCGGGAAUUGCGAGCGUACUUUCUGGUAGGUCUGUAUUUGGAUUUACAGUAUAGCAAAAUUUUUGUCGAAAGUAAAUCAGUAGACAGUUUCCGAAUUUCCCACCUGGCAAUGAAAACUAUUUAUUUCCAAUAGUUACAUUUGGGCGGAUAGCUGAAUCCAUGUUUGAAUAAUUGGCAACAAUCACCUAGACAUUGGAAAGAGUAUUCGAAACAAGAUAAUUCUGAACUAUUGUGCUUUUCCUACCAUCUAGUGGCAACGAAGUCUCCGAUUGUUCAAAUGGUGAACUUAAUUACCAGAAGAGAACUUGUUAUCGCGUAUAAGCUCACUCCCGCAGUAAUAUAGGAAUAUUGAGUAUCCCAUACACCAAAUAGUUAGAAUGCUACAUUAACAAAUAGUUAGAAUAUUAACACAAGGGAUGAAUGUCGUUUCCGUUAACAACAAACUUAUUUGUUCUAUAUAGUUUGUUUUUCAUUUUCCAGGCUUCAAGUAAAGGGAGCUACACGUUUACUCUGGCUGCAAAUAUAGAAGGAGAGAUGGUUGUUACAAAAUCAAGAGAGAUAAACAACAACUUACUCUCAUUAUUGGUACAAACGAACCGAGCAACGUAAGUGGUUUUGGAAGCAUUUGAUGUUUGAUUGAAGAUUUAGAACUUUACCUUGCCUUGCUUAGUGUAUGUACUUAGGAUUGUAAUCGACAAGUUAAAUUAGCACCUGCAAAUGGUUUUUAAAUAUAUCACUGUAAAAACAGAUUGAUUGUCUCAGACGCAUCUCUUUUCGACCAAUUUUAUUUGGUCAAAACAACCAUAAUAUUGGUUGUUUUAACCAAUUUUUGAGUUGUUUUAACCAAUUUGUUGGUUGUUUUAACCAAUAAAAAUUGGUUAAAUUAAUGCGUCCGAGACAACCAAUUUAAAUUGGUCAUUUCAACCAAUCUGUUUUUAAAUAAUCUUCAAGAAUUUCAACAUUUACAUUUUAGGGCCUCAGCGUCUGUUAUACUAGACGCAUGUCAAUUUUAUUUUGUAAAGUUAAUAACGACGUACUAUGACUACGAAAACACACUUUCUCUUGGAGUUCAAUAUGAAGGUGGUCGCUACGAGACUCCUAUUCCUAGCAAGAAUCUAUUUUGGGCCGUGCCAGGUAUGUGCGGGGUGUUAACUCUAUACCACUUUAGUCAUAACAUUUUGUUGCGUGCAGUGUAAAUGGACUUGGAGCUAGUUGCAGUCGUACUACAGUAUGUUUGUAGUCACGAUUUUGUAGUUGUUGCAUGUAAUUGUGUAAAUACUUAUUUUUAUAUAUUUUUAAAUUAACUUAUAAAACACAUGCAAGCGCAUAUACCACAACAGUUUAAUAUCAAUUGCUAUAAAAAUGUAAUAUGUACGUAUAGCCCCUUAAAUAUUAAAAAUAUAUCUGUACAAAUAAUGGCACACUGAAGACACUAAAGGCUGUCAAAUAUGGCGCGUUUUUACUGUCAAAAUGCAAUAGUUAUAAGUAGAACACCAUGCAAUGAUACAAACCGAGCAACACUUACUCGAAUAGAGCAGACUGAUAUGCAAAUCGAUCUAUGAUACAUUGUGUGUGCACUGUCAAAAACGACAUGCAGUUGCUGUUGAGUUGCAGUUGAGUUGUAAAGAACAUUUAUUAGAUCUUGUACCUUGGAAGGGACGGCAACCAGCGCGCUCAUAGUCACGUACCAGAUCAUCGGAAACCACCCUACCGCUGCUAUACCAAAUGUAACGGGAUGCCGAUGAUCUGGGACGUUACUAAUGAGCGCCCUCCCUCUUAUGAUACUUUCAUAUAAUUCAAUAUAGAAAUAAUUUUUAACAACUUUUAACAAUAUUGUGUUGAUUUGAUAAAUAUGAUUAUGAUAACUCAAACAUUUACCACAGAAUUGCCUUGUUCAACCUCAAUUUUGUUUUAAAAUUCAGGCCAACUUGAUGUGAAGCUCCAUCUCAACAAGAAAGAUUCAACAACAACCGUUCCUAUAACUUAUCCCGUCAACAUUACAGGUAUUAUUUAGAAAAAUCCGAUUUUCUCCGGUUAAAUUAAAGAUUGCAUGUCCUGAGAUAGUUAAACGUGAUAGUAAACGGAUUUUGUACAAUUUAUCUACCGGUUGACUAAUCGCUUGGUAGGGAAUUUAUUCGCUGGACAGCGGAUAAACUCUGAUUAAGUUGGUCGUUUAACUUAAUCAGAGUUUCGUACAACCGGCCCCAGAACAAUAUCAGAGAGGUUAAGAUACCCCGGUUUCGGUGUACGUGUACGGGUAGCAUGAUUUUGGUUAGCAAUAUUUUCGUCGAUAUCUGUACCUUUACUCGUAAUUAAGGUGCACAUUUUUCGCAUUAUAUCAUUGUCUAUUGCAAGAAAACAGAAAAAGUAUGAUCGAAUUACAGACAUCAGUAAAACAAGAUGACACUACCCGUACCCGUACAUCGAAAGCGUGGUAUCUUAACCUCUCUAAUAACUAUAAACAUGUGGGUUAUCCAAGGAUUGUGACGCAGAAUAAAGACCAUACAGAAAGCCGACUCAGCCAAAAAAGCGUAACUGCCGCCACGCCAUGAUUCGUAAUGAUUCGUCAUCAAAAUGCACUCGUUCCUAGCCAAGUGCGUUUGUUUGAGGCAUUUACUCCCUAGAAUAUCCGCCAUGUUCAAUAUAUCCGGGGGUUGAGUGCCUUUCAUCAGCACACUUAAUUGCCAGUAACAUGACGACAGCAUUGCAACGGUUACCCCAAAAUUAUAGGCAAAGCCAAGAGUUCGGUCCUCCGUAAGGGUAUUGGGUAGCAAUGAUGUAAACAAACGUUAAGUUAACCGAUUUUCCAUCCCUUCAACCGCAUUUAAGAAAGGUAACUUGGUCUGUUACGAUACCAUUGUUAGUAUGGCAUAUAUGGAAGUGACCUCCCUGGCAGUUAUGACUACGGUAUCUUAAUCAUGACAUAAUUUUGUGCCGCAGGAAUGUACAAUAUUGAGUGCCUGGGACUGUAUUGUGGUGACUGCUCACUGGCAAUUUUCCUAUCAUUUGCUGGUCAUAUCAAGUGUGUUACAACGUCCAGUAUCAGUAUUGCACAGAAAAGCGUGGUAUCGCUUUUCGCGGAAAGCGUGUCAAUCUUACCUGGUAGUAAACCAAUAUAUGUAAGUCAAAUAUCUUACAACAACGAACAAGCUAAAUAUUUGGAAUAUUCGCACAGAUUGAACGCUUCAUGACGAUGAUUAUAUCUUUUUAUUCAUAUCUUAAUCUGCUACAGGAGUACUCUCUCACAACAACGAUUUUCAGAGAAGUCCCACCACUCAGAAUUUUAUACUAUUUGUUCUGGUGGGUUACAAGCCAAACGUUUCUAAUCAGUCUCGUCACACAUAUUUAAAGCUUGUUACAUUACAGGCCCACACUCUUACAGUAGUAAUUACCUCUUCUUAUUUUCUGAACGAAGUCUUUCCAAAAGAUAUUUAUUUAUUUAUAUAUUUAACUUCGCCAUUGUCAUGCAUUCAUGGCAAGGUCACCACAACAGUAUGGUACCAAUUACUGUGGGCCCUUUAAUUUUAAAUAGAUAAUAAAACACAAGUAAAACACAACGAAAAAGAUAGCACAACAACUCAAUAUUGUAUACUACUUUUUGUUCUUGGUGGGUUACAAGCCAAAUGUUUCGAAUCAGUCUCUUCAGACAUAUUUAAAGCUCGUAUCGUUACAGGUCCGCAAUCUUACAGUAGUUACCUCUUCUUAUUCUCUGAACAAAGUCUUUCCAAAAGAUAGCACCACAACUCAGUAUUGAAUACUACUUUUGUUCUGAUGGGUUACAAGCAAAACGUUUCGAAUCAAACUCUUCACACAUAUUUAAAGCUUGUAUCGUUACAGGCCCGCACUCUUACAGUAGUUACCUUUUUUUAUUUUCGGAACGAAGUCUUUCCAAAAGAUAGCACCACAACUCAGUAUAGUAUACUACUUUUGUUCUGGAUGGGUUACAAGCCAAACGUUUCGAAUCAAUCUCUUCAGACGUAUUUAAUUAUAAAAAUAAUAAUAAUCUGUUUAAUUAAUCACAUUACAGUAGAGACUGAAUUACAUGAUUAUAAGUAAAUACAUUAAAAAUUAAAUUUACAAAUAAAAUUGAGUUCGAACCGUUCAAUGUUCGUUCUGAAUAGUCAGUUUAAAUCUGUCCACAAUUUAUAAUUGGGUACCUGAAUAUACACGAGUACUACUAAAUCAAUAAUACAUUAAUAAUUAUACUUAACAGUUAUAACAUUUUGAAACCGUUCUGUGUUCGUUUGGAGUGACCAGCUUGAUUCGGACCUAAGAUUACAAUUAUGAGUAGUUGGAUGUAUACGAGUUGCAACAACAUCCUUAAGAGGAUUUAUAGGACCAUUGUCGAGCUUCAAUUUCCGAAUAAAUUGUUCGCAGGAAUUAUGUCUACGUGUACUUAACCUUUUUAGACCGGUAUAAUUCAAUGCGUCUCGAUACGACAUUUCGGGAAGCAAGAUACGUAAUGCUCUUCUCUGUAUCAAUUCGAUAAGGUCAGACUGGCCUUGGGAAGGAAGAAUAUAUAGUGACAAGGUCUUUAUCGCUUAACCCAGCCUUUUUUAACUUCCGCAAUGCAUAGAGACUGGAAUUUGCUUUGUUAAUCACAUAGCCAACAUGAUUACACCAAGAUAGAUCCUCUCUCAGCAGCACACCGAGCAGUUUAAAGGAGGAUACAGAUGCACUGGCGAACCAUCUAUAUAGAUCGCAUUAUCAAGUGGAAAGUGGUAUUGGAGGAAGGAUAUUAUCAUCUCCUUACAUUUCUUACUGUUAAGCUUCAGUCAUCUACCUGAGGCAUACUAGGAUAGGUAGCCUGAGGAUAGGUAGCCAGCUAGGAGAACAACGUGGAACAAUUUCUAGUGCAGUAGCAUCGUCUACAAACUUUAUCCGCCCAUUCCAGUCCUGUAAGAUGGAAUUGACUAAAAUGGCAAAGAGAAGAGGCCCAAGUUUAGUUCCUUGAGGUAGGCCACCGUUAACGGGUUUCCAUGAGGAAGUGGAUGAUCCGAUUUUUACACACUGUUCGCGGGAGGUAAGGAACGACUUUAUCCAUCUUAUAAUGACAGGACUCACUUGUAAUUUUAAAAGUUCAUCAAUAAUGACAUUAUGGUCGAAGAGAUCAAAACCUUUUUGGAAAUCAGCAAAAAAGAUUCUUACAGAGCAGUGGCCUUGAUCUAAAGCAGCAUGAAUCACGUGGAGGAGAUAAACGAGUGCCUGAGUGGUUGACUUUCCCGGAAGAGCAAAUUGCUUUGGGUCUAAUUUAUGACCCACUUCCGACAUGAGAGACUGUAGCAUAAAUCCUUCCAUCUCUUUAGAUACCUGAGCUGUGAGUGAUAUAGGUCUUAAAUAUCCUCAAUAGUCUGAGGUGGUGACACUUUUGGAAUGGGAACGACGAUAGAACGUUUUAGCUAAUCAGGGAAGACUCCCUGAAGCACUGAUGUAUUGUAAAUGUCCAUUACGACAGGGGAAAAUUCAAAAGCAAAGGUUUUCAGAAUCCUAUUUGGGAUACCGUCUUGGCCACGUCGCAACACUGAAUAAACUUGCCCUAUAUUUACGAGUAGAUGAUUGGGAACUUCUGUCUCCUGGUCAUCGGUGCAUUCUAGCAAAGGUUUAAAAUGCGAAGUAAGUCCAACAAGAUAUCCGUUAUAUGACACAGCAAGGUCCUCACAGGUGGGGUUUACUUCAGAAAGUAGUUGAUGUACCCAAGAUUCAUAAUUUAAAGCUUGUAUCGUUACAGGUCCGCAAUCGUACAGUAGUUUCCUCUUCUUAUUUUCUGAACGAAGUUUUUCCAAAAGAUAGCACCACAAUUCAGUAUUGCAUACUACUUUUUGUUCUGAUGGGUUACAAGCCAAACGUUUCUUAUCAGACUCUUUACACAUAUUUAAAGCUUGUAUCGUUACAGGCCUGCACUCUUACAGUGGUUACCUUUUCUUAUUUUCUGAACGAAGUCUUUCAAAAGGAUAGCACCACAACUCAGAAUGUUAUACUAUUUGUUCUAGAUGGGUUACAAGAUAAACGGAGACUGCAACUCGACUUCAAAGAUUAAACAUUCAAAUUUUACCUUUUCUGACGUUUUAUCCAAAAUUGGGCAAGUUCUUAUAGAACGUAAGUAUACUAAGUAACAAAUGUGUUUUCUCGCAACACAACAUGCAAAUUGAGACAACGUUUACACUACGUCGAAGCGGUUUGAAAUUGGCAGGGUAAAGUCACAAUUAGCCGUCGCGUUCGUACUACUGCGGAGCGAAUUGUUUGAAAACGCCCGUUUUGCUGAAACAAUCUGGGCACGAUUUCUAAACGAAGCGAAAUAAAAACGGAGCGCUUGGUGGCUUCGUGUGAACAGCGGCACCGCCUUUAUAUUACUCCACUUUAGCAUUAUUUAAUUAUUUUUUACUUUGGCAUAGUUUUAUUAUCAUUUUAUUAUUAGUUUUUUAUUUUUAAAAUUGUUUUUAUUAUUUGAGCUCGUUUUUCGAAUCCGUGCCGAAACUCUAACGGCUUAGUGUGAACCGACGUAAAACGUGGUGUCAAUAUUUCAUUCCAAUGUGAACUUAGUCUAACACCGAUGUUCUCUGUUUUUCUUUACAUAUACCUAAAAGUUCAAAUCUACAACUUUUAAUCAACUCCCAGUCCUAAAUGUUUCUUAUGAUUUUUACCUCAGCAAUGACACUGACGGAGUGCCAGUUAAAGUGGCCAGAUUUGUGUGAAGAAAAUAGCACUGUAAAUGUUCAUGGAUGGCGUGACGAGAUAGACAUGUCAUACGACAAUAGUACGUUCAAUAUUCUAGUAUUUAAAAUGUGCAGUGUCCAUCAAUGAUAUGAGGUGAAUAUUAAGAAUUUAUAAAUCCUGAUCCUUAAAGCCAUUCGGCUUUUAUUCAAGUUCCAUAGUUCACCAACCGAUUUAAUUAACACAUAUUUGGAAAUCCAUUACUCCGUAACGAAUGUUGAAUUUUAGGUGUUAUUAUAACUGUGUAUAUUCAAUAUUACCCAUAGGGCAGAGCCUGAUUUGCUCAGAGAAAGGAAAAUAAGGCUCUUUGUUUUCGUGUUUGAUUUCCGUUGAACAUGCUCUGUUACGAAUCCGUAAAAACGUGUCAAAAAUAGAAUCCGUUGUAUUCUUAGAAUGCGUGGUAUUUAGCAAAGAUUAGAAAACUAAUCGCAUGCAGUUUUAGCUACAAGCGGAGCGCACACUGCACGUGUGCUGUACAAUUAUAGCAACAAUUCCAAUUUACAGUUAAACUUUGAUAGCUCAGUUCAAACAAAUGGUAAUCUACUUACUUCGUGAUAUUUUUAACAGAGUCAUCUCAGUUUGGGCAAUAGAUGCUUAUGUUGUAAUUUCACGUAUUCUUUGAUGUCUUGGUAUUAGGAGAAUUGCACAUCUUGUCAAGUAUUGGAAAUACGACAUCUUUCUUUUCGUACGAGUGGAUUGAUUACCACAGUUUUAUCAGCAUCACUGGAAUAUGUAUGGAAUUUCUUUAUAAAAUAAAUGGUGACAACAACAUUUUGGCAAUAUAUUUCAAAUCUUUCGCCGGGACGGAGAAGUUAGCUUGGAAGUUGCAAGGUAACCAUGGCAACGCAUGGAACAGUGGAAGAAUUACAUACUGGCCAAGCGAAUCUCUUUCGGUAAUAAGUAUUUGGUGUAAAGUUGAUAAAAUUUUUAGUUCGUUGUUUGAUUAAUUUUGCUCGUGUUUUUUGUAUGUUUGUUGAUGAUUGUUUAUCUGGUGCUAUCUUCCUUUUUUCUUUUCAAUUUCUUCAUUAAUAUAUUUAAUCUGUAUUUUAGUUUGUUAUCAAAGCUCAGACAAUUCAACCAAAUACAACAGUCGCUAUAGGAAAUAUUUUAGUCACAACAGAAUCAUGCAAGAGCGAUGUCCGUCCUAUUCAUGCUGAUCCAGGUAAGACAAAUGAAAAGCUCAUCAAAGAAUUUUCCUUCGUUUCCUGUCAGUUUUUCACUUUAGCAUAAGACAUAUGUCAAACGGUGAAUGGGAUUUUAUUUUAUUGAAUUGUUUAAACUAUUAUUUGGUUAUAAUGGGAAAAUAUAGUAGUACGUGACCUUAUAAGAUUGUAAUUUAUCGUGUAAUAUUUCCCAUUUAGCAUACGUAUGUUUAUCGUUUCAAUUUCACUGUGCCAAUGGAGAGUGUGUCAAUGCAGAUCUUGUCUGCGAUGGAGAUGAGAACUGUAUUGAUGGUUCGGAUGAAAUAUUUUGUGAAUGUCUUAAUGACGAAUUCAAAUGCGAGCGAUCUGGGGAAUGUGUUGAUGCUAGAAAGCUUUGUGACGACGUAAAGGAUUGCGCUGAUUCGAGUGAUGAGCAGUACUGCCGUAAGUUUUGACUCUUCAACCUGCUAGUGGAUUUCCUUUACGCAUAAAAUUCUGUAAUACAAGUUAUUUCCAAAUGGAAAAUUUAAUUAUUGAAUUUAUAAAUUAACGAGUAGUACGGUAUAUGUUUCGUGGAAUGGUUCAUGUUCUGGAACUCGUUACCAGAACAUUCAAUAUAUAAAUUAUUGUUUCCUACUAGAUAAAAGUUGCAAGGCUGAAGAAUUUUACUGUCCUAGUGGUUUGUGUGUUCCUUGGAAUUUGACAUGUAAUGGGGUUUGGAAUUGCCCGGAUGGAGCAGAUGAACCAUCUGUUUGUAGCAUAGGAGAAGGAAGUAAGGAAAUGUGAUUCUUUGUCCUUGCAUAGAUUUGACGGAAAAGUGUAUAAAACAUUUGUCUGUUGACAGCAUUUUAUUGAUUUGAUAUUGAAAUCAUAUUGCAGUAAUUUCCCUUUUAUUACCACUAUUUUUUAGGAAACGAGACAUGUAGUCUGGAUAAUCUUGGCUGUUUACAAUAUUCACACUCAAAUAACACUUCUUGUAGAAACAUUGCUGGUUAGUAGUUCUUGUUAAAUUUAUGUGUAGUUUACUGUAUAUAUUUAAUGUUAGUGAUAUAAAAUUUCCAUUAUUUUAAAUGGAAAUAUUCGAGUGUUUUCCAAAUAAUUGUGUGCGAUGAAAGCAAUAAAAUGCACCGAUUUAUAUAAUUCAGUAGUGGCCAGGCAUGAUUGUAUUUCUCGUCAGUCUAAAUAUUCUCGUCUGUAAAAUGUUUCUUUUCAUAAAAUGGAAAGGUAUGCCUCAUUUCACUACCAAGGUUUCAUGCUAGGAAAAGAGGAAAAGUGCAGGAUUUGAUUAACACGGAUUUGUACCGAUUGCCAAUGCACGGCCAAAUUUUAAAUUCUAGGUAAUUGCGAUUUUGGUAAAGAAGGUCUUUGUACCUGGGAACAGAUCCACAAUGGUCAGGACAACUUUGACUGGUCAUUUAACGCCGGCGAAACUUCAUCCAAGGGAACUGGUCCAAAAGUGGACCACACAACUCGUUCUGAAAAAGGUUAGAUUGUGUGGGUUUUUUUUCAUCGGAACACUAAUUUUGUAACUCACCAUAAAAUAUCAUUAAUAAUUUAGGGCUCUGUGUCAAAUCGAAUUUUAUUUCAGGAACAUCCCUUUACAAACCAGCAUAACUAAAAUUCUAAUUAGUUAGAACUAAGUACUAGUGUUCUAACUCCUCUGUUACAACUUACAACCAUACAUGAAUGCCAUAAAUACGUGAAUGCCAUAAACUUACUACUUACGUCCGAAGUAUAAUCACAGCAGAUUGGUCUUUGCAUGCUUCGAUCGAUACAGCAAGACCGCUCAUGUUAUAUACAAUACAUUGUUAUAAAAUCAUUGGAUAUAAUACAAUGCUACAUUUUAUACCAAAAUAUAGCGUAUUCUGCAUCGUCUUCUGCUGCUGACUUAAGUAUUUUUUUUCUAGGAUGGUACAUUUAUAUCGAAACAAGUUCUCCACGAGUCAAGGGUGAUAAAGCCGUUCUUAAGUCUGGCCCUUUUAAUAAUGACGUAAACUUUUGUUUCACAUUUUACUAUCACAUGUUCGGUAAUAAUAUCGGUAGCCUCAGUGUGUACCAGGAUUGGAAUACAACCGAAAAACAACUACUUUGGACAAGACAUACGUCAGCUGGUAAUGGUUGGAUGAACGCCUGGUUUGAUGUUGAAUCUGACAAAGAGUUUUAUGUAUGUAUAAGCAUGCGAAGUAGUGAAUCCCAAUAUGAAGGAGUGUCUGGCGUUGUCUUUGGUGAAAUAUAAUCCUAAGGGAAUUUAAGCAUCCAAAAUGGCAACAAUACAAUGAAAGGAAACGAAUAAUUUAAAGUAGUCUUAGUGAUUCUAACUUAAUGCCCUUCUCGCUUUGUUGAUAUCAUUCAGUGGAAAACUUAACGCAAUGAUAUUACAUGCAGGACACAGUUUUCUAUGUAUCACUUGAAAGACUGUCAAUCGUUGUGUCCUUUCCGUCGUGUUGCCAUCCUCUAGGUCUUAGGUUCCUAUUAUCUAACCUGAAACAUUUCUUCUGAAUUGCAGUUAUUGAUUGAAGGUGUUCGUGGCAAUGGAUCUCAGGGAGAUAUCGCAAUUGAUGAUAUUAUCAUGGUUGAUAAAAACUGUUCUCAAGUUUAUGACGGUAUGGUGAAUACUUGGUUUACUGGAAAUAUUAUGAAAUAAACAACACAAGUAACUCCAAAUAUGACAGUUUUAAAUUAUAUUGUGCUAUUGAAAAUGUUUAGUCAUUCGUUAUAAUUACGAAAUAUGUAUUAAUAUGCAUAUUCAAAUUGUUCAAAGUUGUCUUGAUUUGAAAUAUAUUGGAGAAGAAACGGUAUCUGUGAAGAAUUGUCCUUGCUUCACAGCCAUCAAUAGACAACACGCGUAAACUAAUUUUAUCCUAAUUUACUGUAGCAACCUCUCCAUUUUGUUCCUUCGAAGAGAGAUGUGUAUGGAGAUGGACGAAUGGAAAUUUUGCACGUAGCAGAGUUGAAGAGAGCAACAGCUAUGUUCUCAAAGGUUUAUUUUGUGGCAAUUGCAAUUACUAAUCACACUUGUGGCAACAUUACAACAAUCUAAUUUAUCUCUUAAUACAGUAAAAUUUCACGCCAAGAUUUACUAAAGUGUCUACUCCAAGAUUUACUUUGGUUUCUCAUGGGUGGGUUAUGUUAUAGCCCCCCCCCCGUACAAUUUCCCGGUUACUACGUCCCUGACCGGCGCUAUUUUGCUUUCUUUCCAGUCGGUCAAAUAUCGCGUCUUUCAAGUAAGUUUAGCUGAUGCGCAAGAAUGCCUUCAAUGUCCACCAUGUUUGGCUUCAAUUAUUUAGUUGGAGUCAUUCUACUGACCUGAACACUACAACAGGAUAAAGUAUUUUUUGAGUUCUAGCUUUGAAAUCAGACGACGUAUUUUAAUUAGCUACAUUAUUAGGCAAAUGUGUUUUUCUAUGUAAUUUAAAAGUCAUAGAUUCUUAAAUCUCUUCUAAUGAAUUUUAAAACUCCUUAAACACUAGAAAAUGAAACGUGUGGCAGCCAUCUUGGUGUGACAUCAGUUAUUCAAGGGCAAAUUUAAAGGGGGAGAGAGAGAAGUCACUGUUGAUAAAUUUCUUUUUAGAUAAGGUAUACUAUUUUCAACCGAUAGCUAGGAACUGUAAGAACGUUUUCCAGAAUGUCACAAUUUGUGGUGUUCACACCAAUAUGGCCUCCAUUGGCUUCAUUUACGUAUAGUGGAUCCAGUGUUAGUUUUCAGUACGGUGAUCCAGUCUUCCAUGUUAAUGACUUCGGUGACCUUCGCUGGCACAAGUCAUGUUUCAUGCAUAAAUUAUAUAUAAAUUAUACAAACAUUUGCAAUAAAUUGGCAAUGACUUAUUUUCAGCACAUUUAAACUAAAUUCAAACCAAAGUGGUUAGUCAACUUGACUAAAUUAUGAAUACUUGAUUAAAUGUAGCUAUGGUAACCAUUUUAUUCUCAGAUUUUUUUCUAAAGACAAAGACAUCAGGCAAACUAUGGGUGAUUUUAUCUGAAGAAAUGACAGAACAAUAUCAGUGCAUGACAUUUUGGUAUAAGUUUUAUUACUGCAAUGGUAUGUCAUUUAACUCCACUCAAGAACAUCACUGGAAUAUAAUUCAAAUGUCCCACAGUCUGUCAGAUGCACAGGGAAAUAGCCAAUGGCUGUUUGGCGAAAUGCCACUUGAAGGACGUUACGUGAAAUCGAAGGUAUAUUGAUUUGGAAUGGGAUGCCUGAACUUUAUCUUUCAUGUAGUGAUAAAAUAAUAUCGACGAACUUUAUUUUUAAAAUAGUAUACUGUUAUAAUAAUAUUGAGAGUUUUUGUUUUUCUUUUAGGUUACCUUUGAAGUAUUUAUCCAAUCCAGAACAACGUCUCAAUGUUACCUUGGAGUUGACGAAAUAGAUUUCUCUACAGAGACAUGUUCAAGUUUUCGGCAAGGUAUUUUAGCCAAAAUAUGACAUCCAGAUAUUUUAGGAUUUGUUUAAUAUUAAUCCCGGCGAAGAACCAGCCAGGUGUUACAUCACCUAGACAGGUAAUGUGAAAUCCAGCCCUAACUAUAUUCAUCUUUAAAGCAAUUUACUAACCACUGUAUUGGAGAUGUUUAAUUAAGUGGCAAAAUGCGAAAUAGUGACAUGAUCCGGUAUCUCAAUUCAUUUCAAAACUACAACAACAUGUAUGUAUAUAGAAAUAGAAAUCAGUCAUAAGCUAAUAAAUCAGAGAGCAUGCACGCGGAGACUGCAUGCCUCUGUCGGCGAGAGAAUGGCAUUCAGUAAUGGCAUCCAAAUAUUCACUUCUAUUUACAGAGGUGAAGCAUGUCCAUGAAAUGAUGCAACAUGUAUUCAAGAAACACGUUUGCAUUUCAUCUCAAUAGAGCAAACUUUAAUUAAGACUAGUGCUGUUGAUACUUCUUUAUCAGUCGAUUAGUGUAACUGUUUAAUUGUUAUAAAUUAUAAUAUUGUUUUAGCCAAUAUUCCAAACUUUCCAUUAUAAGGAAACUAGAAUACAAAAAAAUCAAAUUUCGAGAAUGACGCCUUUGAGAUAGAGACUCUUGCUUGACGCCUUUCAGAUAGAAUUUAUAGAAAGACUAUUAAUCCAUGAUAUUCGUGAUAAAAUGUGGCCACCCUAACGAUUGCAUCAUUCAAGCUUCCUUCUACCACCCGUUUCUACCGAAACAGUUGAUCUUGUACACCGAUUGUUAAGGAUUUUUAUGCGAAAACAACUUUAGAAUUGGAUGGGCGAUUGAUAUAUUAGUUGUUACGGUAAUAAUUUGACUUUCUAUUCAAGGUGGUGCAAUCUGGAUCCGAAAAUCGUCCAAAAUGUACAAAGCUUUGAAGAACGUAAACAAAGAUGGGACAAUUACGGUAUUUUAUAAUCCUCAGUUUCCACCAAGCUUCACUGAUAGUUCUACGAAAUUGGAUAUGCCAAGUUUUUUAGAGAUAGUCCCCCAAAAUCGUGUGAAUUACGUUGUAGAGGAUAUUAAGUCGUCAGACCACUCCAAGAUUGGCGUUGGGAAUAGAGUGUUUGUAGAGGAAAGCGUUAAUACUGCAGUCUUGGGAAUUGUGAUUUCAAAUGAGGACAAGUCUCAUAAGAUGACUGUUCGACUCGAUGCCGAUAGUUCAGACAUUGUGGUACGGAAUCAAAAGAUUUACCUCCUUCCUUAUCAAUUAGAUAGACAUGGUAAGUGAAUUUUGUAUAAUAAAUAAAGCACGUGGUCGAUGUUUGCAUGGGAGUUUUUAUUUUUACACUUCGGCUUUUGCCCUAUUAGCCAUUUCGAAGUUGAUGAGUGGACUCGGCACGAGUGUUGAAAAGUGCCCAUAUUAAGAAAUGAACCAAAUAACUAAAAAGACCAACUCAAAAUUAGUAAGUAUAUAUACAAAGUUUGAAGACGUUUACAUGAAUACACUUCGAAUAAUAAGCUUUCGAAAAUUGUAAUUAAACCAUUUUCGAAAGCUUAUUACUCAAAGGGUAUUUAUGUACACGUCUCCAAACUUUGUAUACUUACCAAUUUUAUUCAUGCUGGUCUUUUGAGUGAUUUUGUUCAUUAAUUUUCUUAAUUUGGGCACUUUUUAACACUCGUCCCAAGUCCACUCAUCCAUGGGCGUAGGAAGCAUCAAAAAGUUGGGGGGGGGCGGUUUCUGGAGGCACUUUUCGAAAGAAAAGGGGGGGUGCAACUCAAAUUUUUUUACGGACAUAUCAUUUCUUAGCAAACAUACAAAAAUACACAAUUUUUUCCGAAAAUAACAAAAUUUUUCCGGACAUACCAAAAUACUAAAAUAAAUGUAAUCAUAAAUCAAAGGCUAUUGAGGCAAACGGCGAUCUUAACGACAUUUUCACGUAGUCAGAAGGGCACUUUGCCACCGAAAAAAGGGCACUUUUGAAAACUUGGGGGGCCUGCCCCCACCCCCCGGUUCCUACGCUCCUGCUCUCAUCAACUUCGGAAAGGCUAAUUAUUGCACUUAAAUGCAAACACAUACAUAUAAAUGGUCAUGAUUAUCCACAAUUCAGUUAGAGAUGGAGCUCAUGUUUUUCGGCAAAAUGGAAAGAAAAAGUUAACUUUUUCAAUUCAGAUGAAAUUAGAUCAGACUUAGAGAGAUGCACUAAUUAGAAAGUGCUACAAUGAAUAAACUCAAGCCGUGUUCUGUAUAAUCAUAAAUUACUUCUAAGGGGUAUUUUUAUCACAUCUUAUCUGAGCAAUGAUAUAGUGCAUUUGCUUUGGUUUAAUUAUCACAUAAUUUGUGUUUUUUUCUACAGGCCCCACUUGGCUGAAAACCGAUAAUAUUUAUUGCUUGAACAACCCUGGUAAUCAUGAGAUAUGUAAUUUUCACUCUGAACUUCCAAUGAACUGGUUUGACGGGGUCGACUUUUGCAAGACACGAGGAGCAGAAAUGGGAAAAUUUUACUCGAAAGCUGAAGAAGAUUACUAUCGAAAAUAUCGUGGUUUGUUGUUAUGGGUUGGUUAUCAUGGACAUAAAUACCAGGGGAAUAAGUUCGUAUGGAGUGAUGGUAGUGACGAUGUAUACAACAGACUAGAUAAAAAGAGUCUGAGACAAGGAUUUUCCGCUGGUCUAUGUGUUUUGGUUCCAAAUUCAAAUUUUACGUCCUGGGAACGAAGAAAUUGCAGCGAAACUCAUCGAGUUCUUUGCAGUCAACCCGGUAAACUUAUACACUAGAGAUGUUUUUAUUAAAGAUAGGCCAAGGUUGGGGCAAUGGAUUCUUGGGCUCACCUCAUCUUAUAUACCAUGCACAUAAUUAGCUAUAUAUAUAAAAGAAUAUAAUAAUUAUAGCAUUUUUUUAUCUCAUUGUUGAAACUACAGCCUGUUUCAUGAAGAACCAUGUAGCCUACACCUCCCUAAUGAUUCCUUUAUUGAAUGAAAUAAGUUGUAAGGGAAAGCAAAACUAUACUUUGAUCUCUAUCUAUAUGAUAUCUGUUGUGACGUUUUAUAAUAUUAAGAACUCAUUAAGAACUCAUUAAGAACUCAUUAAGAACACAUUCAGUUGGAACUUACUAAGUUAUUUAGCUGAUUAUGCAGCGUAUUAUUAGUUAGAUUAUCUAGUAUAUUGUUAUGUUAAUAAAGUAAAAAACCCAUAAAAAUAGAACGUUAUUUUAGACUUAUAUAAAUAAUACUGUGUAUGUAGUCGGUAAAAGUACAUGUCAAAAAUACAAUUCAGUGAAGCCGAUAUUUGGGUUUAUAACAUUGGCGACGAGGAGUAAACAAAGUUAGUAUGCCUCCUAGAUCGAGAAAGGUGUUAAAAAUCGAAGAAUUCGAGCCAGACGAAGACAUAUUAGAAACCACAUGCAAAUAGAAAUUGUGGAGACGAAGACUCGAGAUUCAAAUGAAAUAUUUCGACAUCGUAAAGCCAGACGAUAUGAAAGCAGCGUUGUUAGUUCAUGGUGGCGACAAAAUCCUUUCGAUAGACGAGAACGGAGCUGAACCAGAAGGCGACUUGGACGAAUACAAGAAGCUUAUAGCGAAAAUUGAGCAUGUAUACGUGGCGAAAAACACGAGAUUGCACGCGAGGUUGAUUUAACAAAGCCGUUCGACAAUCGAAUCAAUCUAUUGCUCAAUACGAACUCGAACUUCGACGACUCGCUAAAGAGUGUGACUUUCACGGAUACGACGAAGAAAUGAUUUUAGACCGUUUGAUAUUAACUUGCAAAGACGAAAGCCUGCAAGCGAAAGCGUUGGAAAACAACUGGUCACUCGAAGACUUCUUAAAGUAUGCGACUACAAAGCAAGACGUCGAAGCACAAAGAAACGAAAUGAAAAUGGAAAUUAAGAAAGAAUCACUCGAAGUACGAAGAGUAGCUGAUAAAAGAUUCUCGAGAGGAAAAUCGCAAAAGCUGUACUCGUUUAGAAAUCGCGAAAACCCGAGAAAACCCGUCAGCGACGUGAAAGAUAACAAAACCUGCACGAAGUGUGGUCGUGACAAAUCACAUUCUACAUGCCCAGCUGCCGAAAAAGAAUGUUUCAAUUGUCGAAAGAUUGGUCAUUUCCGUGCACAGUGUUUCUCAAGAAAACCCGACAGCAGAUCGAAGCAAGUAAAAGCUGCUGGCUUGCAUGGUGGUUCUGUGAUGAAUGAUUUCCAACAAGAUUCUGUCGACUCGUCUGAUUCCGAUCCUGAGUUUUACAAAUAUGUGAGCGAGAAAUUGGGCAUACGGGCAGUAAAAGGACAAAAUACUAGCAACAUUUUGUUACCUGUUUAGGUCUGUGGAACCAAGAUUAUCGUUGAUCCAGAUACCGGCGCUGAUGUCGACCUAAUCUCAGUUAAAGAUUUCAAGAAAAUUCAUGAAGCAAAUCCUGAGAUCAAGAAGCAAAUAAAGAAACCAAAACAGAAGAUCUACGCCCUGAAUGGCGAAGAGCUGGAAGUUAUGGCUACAAUUAAAGAUGCAAAGUUGUCAAACAAGAACGCAGAAACACUCACUGAUCUCUACGUUAUUGAGGACGGUAUUCAUAAAUUCCCAUUAUUAUCAGAAAGAACACUGAUGAAUCUUGGUAUGAUUAAAUACAGCGCUGAGGGAGAGUUUGUGAAGAAAGUUGACGCGAGAAAGAGCGAUGAUACAGAAAGAAAGUGUAAACCUGAUGAUAAAGUACCACAGGAAGAGCUCAGAAAGAUCCUGCAGAAACAUAAGAAGAUGUUCCAAGGUAUAGGGACAUUAAAGAAUCCUGAAACAGGAGAGCCAAUCCUCACUCAUAUCGAGAUGAAUGCCGAUGCAAAACCAGUCAUACAACCUCCAAGACCUGUCCCACACCAUCUCGAAGAAAGAACCAAGAAGAAAUUGGAUUACUUUGUUCAAGAAGGGAUAAUGACUUGGAUUAAACCAGGAGAACCGAUUUCAUAUGCCAGUCCACUUGUCAUCACACCAAAAGGAGAUGAUGAUGUUCGCAUCACUGCAGACUUCCGAGUGGCAAACAAAGGAGCAUCGAGAACCCGCAUCGUACCUGGUCUACGAGUAGACGAAUUGUCGGCAACGUGUGGAGAGUGCAAAGUGUUUUCACAUCUUGAUAUGAACAAUGGCUACCGCCAAAUGAAACUUGACGAGGAUUCCAAGAAAUAUCUAGUAGUGACCACGCCCUGGGGAAAUUUGAAGCAUGAAACGCUUGCACAGGGAUGGAUAACCAGCCAAGAUGAAUUCGACAGACGAAUAAAUGAGAUUCUAGCGGGAAUUCCUCACGUAAAGAGUAAUCGAGACGACUGUCUAAUUGGUGGGAAAGAUCGAAACGAGCACAACAGAACACUCGAUCUAGUCCUAACACGUCUGCAAGACCAUGGAUUAACAUUAAGAUUGGAGAAAUGUGAAUUUGGAAAGGAGGGAGUCGAGUUCUAUGGUGUCAGAUUUACGGGAGAAGGAAUCAAACCAUCGAAGGCGAAAGUUAGAGCGUUGCAAGAAUGUGGAGAGCCCAGUUCAAAAGAAGGAGUAAGAAGCUUUAUGCAGAUGGUGGGGAAUAUGUCUCGAUUUAUCACCAGCGUUGCCCAGAUUGCCGCAUCGCUGCGACAGUUAAACGAAGUCAACCUCAACCUUCCAUUGGGGACCUAUAGAACAGGAAGCUUUCGAUAGCUUGAAGAGCAGUUUGACGCAGCAAACAACCCUUUCCUACUUUGUUCCCGAAAGACCGAUAAGAAUUUACGUAGAUGCGGGAAAGAAAACAGAGAAAUCGAGCAACGUUCCUGGAGGACUAUGUGCUAUUUUAUGCCAGCACGGUGGCGACGGACAGUGGAAAAUGUGUCACGUAGCCAACCGUGCCUUAACUGACGUUGAGACAAGAUACGGACAGACUGAGUUAGAAGCAGCUGCGAUUAAGUUUGCUUGUGCUGACGCCCUUUAUAAGUACUUGGUUGGAGCGCCAAAGUUUGAACUCUUUACGGAUUGCAAACCGCUUGUACAUCUCUUCAACAAUCCAACCUCAAGAGCACCACUGCGUAUCGAGCGACAAAUUCUCGCCAUUCAAGGUUUAGACUAUGUGGUCAAAUAUCAGAAAGGAGCUGAGAACAUUGCGGAUUAUGGAUCAAGACACCUGACGAGGAGACAUGAUGACAUUCCCAUGGUGAAGUCCGUGAACGAGUUAGACGAAGGAUUACGAACUUUUGUCUCUGAAGACAACGAGUACCUUUCCAGAAUGGCAAAAGACGACAAUGAUUACCAAUUCCUAAAAGAAGUAAAUCAAAGAAACCUCUGGAAGAAACACGGAAAAGAUCCAAGAGUUUCAAGAUUCCUCGGAGUAGCGUCCGACUUAUCUGUUGUUGGAAAAAUCAUCCUGUGUAAGGACAAAGUAAUUCCGCCUUUGAGCAGUCGAAGAAGAUUUGUCGAGAAAGCACACAAGAUUGGGCACUCGGGAGAGACCCGCACGCUGAAACUUCUUCAAGAAAAGAUUUGGUUUCCUGGAAUUUCUAAACUCUGUAAACAAGCUGUACAGAAUUGCCAAAGCUGUCAAGUCACUCAUGAUCGCACCUAUGACGAGCCUCUUCAAUCAACACCAUUGCCACCAGGUCCUUGGCAUACAAUCUCUGUGGAUUUCAAGGGACCAUUCAAAGAUGGAACUUACGCCCUGGUCGGAUAUGAUCUUUACUGCCGUUAUUCUGUUUAAGCUACUGCAGAUCUACAGCGUUCUCGUGUGUGAAACCGAUCCUUGACUCGUGGUUUUCAACAUUUGGUACAGUGAAGAAGCUGAAAUCAGAUCGAGGACCUCCAUUUAACGGACAUGAAUUCAGUGCAUUUGCUCGCGAGAGAGGAUUCAUUCACAAACCGGUGAAACCCAGACAUAGGCGUACCGGGCGGGGGAGCUGAGAAAUUCAUGCAAAACGUGAAGAAGAUGGAGAGAAUUGCGAAACAAGAAAGGAAGAAAUAUCGCUAUCUCAUUGAAGAAAUGUUAAAUGCUUACCGUGCCACACGGCAUCCUGCUACAGGGAAAAGUCCAUUCGAGCUCAUGUUUGGGAGAAAAAUGCGACUUGCAGUAUUGCCAGAGAUCUCAGAAAUACCCGAACGUGAUAACCACCCUGAAGUCAGUCAAAAUGAUGCCUUGUAUCAGUUGAAGUCGAAAAGAUACCACGACAAGCGCAGAAAUGUGAGAAAGUCCAGAAUUGCUGUUGGAGACAAGAUUCUCAUGAAAAACAAACGGACAGAUCCACUUAGCCCGAUUCCUGGUAAAGUGAUCAAUGUACGUAGAAACGCCGUGACAGCUCGAUUUGAUAACGGGAAAGUUUUUAUGUGAGACAAGUCACAUUUCAAGAUUGUACGAGAAAGAUCUUACGUCGAAAAGCUAGAAAGAGUACGAGAAGAACAAACGUUUCAAGACAACAUACUCAACCAGAGCAGAAUCGAUCAGAGUACGCGAGACGUCCUGCCAGACCAGAUUAAUCGUGACGAAGCAGAUCAAUUGAUGAAUUCACACAAGAGCAGCACUAACGAUCGGAAACAGCCGAUUUACGUGACGCGCCGAGGUCGCGAGGUUUAUCCGCCGGAUCGAUUCCAAAUUUGAGGAAAAAUGGAAUGUUUUGAGAAUAUUAUGAACGUUUUAUAAUAUUAAAAACUCAUUAAGAACUCAUUAAGAACUCAUUCAGUUGAAACUUACUAAGUUAUUUAGUUGAUUAUGCAGCGUAUUAUUAGUUAGAUUAUCUCGUAUAUUGUUAUGUUAAUAAAGUAAAAAAACCAUAAAAAUAGAACGUUAUUUUAGACUUAUAUAUAAUAAUACUGUGUAUGUAGUCGGUAAAAGUACAUGUCAAAAAUACAAUUCAGUGAAGCCGAUAUUUGAGUGUAUAACAAUAUCGAGCACUCGCUACCAUUUCGUGAACCAAAACACACUCAUAAUAAUACGCUCCUUCACUUCGGUGUUGUAGAGCACUUUGUGGAGUUAAUUGGGUGUCCAUCAGCGAUAAUGCAAAGCUCACUUCCCUUGUGGUUAUAUUAUCACUCUGGCCCCAUGUCACUCUGCGCAUGUCUGGAUGCGUUGAUGGCUCGUGUUGUACCACACGCGCUUGGGAGAGCAAGUGUCAUGUGUAUCAAUACGAAAGUCAUUGCGUGUCCAGAUAUAUAUAUAUAUAUAUAUAUAUAUAUAUAUAUAUAUAUAUAUAUAUAUAUAUAUAUAUUAACCUCCCAAAUACGCGCCUACAAGUAUUGCAAGCUUGAUUCUGACUCAAUCAUCAGAGAAAGUUGAGAAGAACCAGUAUGUACGUAAAAUAUCAAAGUUGUAGCUGCAAGAAAGGUGCAGCCAUGCAAUUAAAGCUCGUUCAGGAGAUUCAGGAAAAGCAGUGGGUAUUUGUGUAACCAGGUAAAAGCUACAAGUUCGCAAGAAAAACGUAUUAACCAUAGAAGUCAAUAUAGUGAGCUCAACAGUGUAUUGUUUGUUUGUCUUGUAUAGUUAAGGAUGUAUGGACAGCGCAUCGUUACAUUUGUGGUGGAGUACAAACAUUAAAGUGUGCCUUCCUGAGCACUGUAAUGCACGUGAAAGUUGCAGAAUUAUUUCCAGUUAACCCAGGUGUAUGCUCAACAUCAGCGAUUACCAACAUUACUUGUCUUCGGUUGUUACUUGCUUUGAAACCUCAGGCUCUUGCCGAAGUAAGGAUGAAAUGUGAGGGAAGAAAUCAGUGUAAUAUUUCAUCGAAAUCAUUAUCAAAUGAUCCAUGUCCGUCUGUGAGAAAAUAUUACGAAGUUAACUACAAAUGUGAAUUCAAGUCAAGUGGCUAUCCAGGUAAAACCAAAUGUUACAUAGUAGUAGUAAUGUAGGUGGUUUUCGACACUUUUUUGAGGGUGCGUAAGGGUGCUGAAAGUGCGCUAAUUAAUAUUCAUACAAAUGAGGGUGCGUAAGGAGAUGGAGUGUGGUGGAGUGAGGCUGAGGUAAUCACUUGUCUGCAGGUAAUUACUGUGCAAGGGGCCCGCAAAUUUAGACACAAAGAAUAGAAUCGAAAGGGGAUAAAUGCGGACAUAAGGCUUACGCAUGACGUCCUAAUGAUAUGCGAGGCGAGCCAUUAAACUGAGCUCAGCAUUUUUGUCACAACAGCAUUAGCUUUUUAAUUAGCGUCGCUACAAAUUUUCCAAACAGUUGAUCUAAGCACAGUCUUUGAUCGACAGUCAACGGAUAACAUGGAUAUAAUUUUUGACGAGUUGAAACGAAAAGAAAUUGAUGUUGAUAAGCAAACUUUAUCGUUUCAUAUAACUACAAUUAAUCAACAUCGAGAUGUAUACCGUGAAAUGAAUACUCGUGGUCUAAACCUUGAACAAGUCUACAGAAAUAUCAAUGUUACAAACUUUGGUCGUAUUAUUACCUAUUUAGCUUUCAUAUGUUUACAAAAUAAUAGCGAGGAAUCUAUUAGUCAUAAAAGUCGAGACAUAUUUUAAACAGAACUAAGCAGUUGCUAAUCCCAAUUAAACAUGGUUGUCAACGCCGUUGGUCGAUAUUUAAAAAAGUGUUUAACCCGCCGACCCCAUGUGGAUACAAUUUUUUAUUUCGCCAUGGCCAAGCGAAAUAAAUACAAGGUAAGAUAUUUUCGUUAUGGCAAACAUAUUGAUAUAUGUACAUACAUAUAUAUAUAUAUAUAUAUAUAUAUAUAUAUAUAUAUAUAUAUAUAUAUAUAUAUAUAUAUAUAUAGCUAAUUCAAAAAAGGUUGUCCUUUGCAAACCUUAAACUCUAAACCUUAAACCUUAAACUCUAAGCGCGCAAAGCAUAAUGGGAGUACUGAUUUCAAGCUUUGUAGUUGAAUAUUGCAGCUGUUUGUGAGUGAAAUGAUUUCGCAGGCACAUAUUUACCAUGUCUCUAAGAAAUGGGCUCCAUGUAUGCUUUCUAAACUGCUUAAAUAGUGCUCCCAUUACGCUUUGCGCGCUUAGAGUUUAAGGUUUAAGAUUUUUUGACAACCUUUUUUGAAUUAGCUGUAUAUAUAUAUAUAUAUAUAUAUAUAUAUAUAUAUAUAUAUAUAUAUAUAUAUAUAUAUAUAUAUAUAUAUAUAUAUAUAUAUAUAUAUAUAUAUAUAUAUAUAUAUAUAUAUAUAUUUAUAUAUAUAUAUAUAUAUAUAUAUAUAUAUAUAUAUAUAUAUAUAUAUAUAUAUAUAUAUAUAUAUAUAUAUAUAUAUAUAUAUAUAUAUAUAUAUAUAUAUAUAUAUAUAUAUAUAUAUAUAUAUAUAUAUAUAUUUAUAGAUUUGAAGAUUUGUAAUCCAGGCAUUUUAUUAAAUUAUAAUUUUUACAAAAUUAUACAGUGUUCUCCGGAUUGUAAUAAUUAUAAACAUUAUUACAAUCCGGAGAACACUGUAUAAUUUUGUAAAAAUUAUAAUUUAAUAUAUAUAUAUAUAUAUAUAUAUAUAUAUAUAUAUAUAUAUAUAUAUAUAUAUAUAUAUAUAUAUAUAUAUAUUACGGAAACUAACACUGUCGAACACGCUGAGUUCAAAUCCGAAAAGUUCCCGCUCCGUAGACUUGCAGUUUUCUCACAAACUGCAAUUUUAUCUUCACUAAUUUCAUGACAAAUUUUUUCAUUGUUCAACGACACUGAUCGAUGACGACAAACGAUUAAGUCACUCAAUAGGACCAAUCUCUAUUAACCAGUCUUCCUUUUAACAAAAGACCGUUUUUCACGAAACAUUUUGAGUUAUGUAAUAUUAUGCGUGUUGGACAUAAACAACAUAUCUUGUCUACAGCUUUGAGAAGGCACAGAUAAAGCUUUCUAAAAUCCUCAGGUCUGGUUUUAUCUCUACAAAAUGACAAGGACGUUAAGUCCGUCUUUAAGUCUUUUGGUUGUGUCUUUGGGCUGAGAAAUAAUUCCUUACAUGCGAUAAAAAUGUUUUAUACAACGAUGUAAAACGGUAAUGUUAUGUACUGGAUCAGCAUUAUUUUAAUUUCCAACGCAGUUUCUGAGACGUAAUUUAAGAGGUAGCUUAUCAUCGCAUUUGAACCAUUAUAUCAGUUGGUGUUAUACUGUUCAAUUAGCGAGUAUUAUUGGAAAGGGGGCUUUCAUAUACGUUGAAAUUAUCAAAUAAACAGCUCAUGCACACAUUUCCCCACUUCGUCGUAUGUUAACAGAGCAGUUUUUAUACUUUGGCACUAAUCUUUGUGUUUGAUUUGAACAUUUAUUCUUCUAGUUUAAGAUUAUUUAAAAUUUAUCCUGUUGUAAGUCUUUUACCAGCAACCUAUCGACAAUAUUUCAUUUUAGCGUUGUCUUUGCCGUUCCGUUGGAUUCGCGUUACUUUUGUUUUAAAUGCCUUGAUCGCGUUAAAAUAGUUAUUUCUCAGCCCAGAGACAUAGCCAAAAGACUUAACAUUAACGUCCUUGUGAUUUUAUAGAGAUUAGAGACAGAACUGAGGAUUUUAGAAAGCUUUAUCUGUACCUUCUCAAGUUGUAGACAAGAUAUCUUGUUUACGUCUAACACGCAUACUAUUACAUAACUCAAUAUGAUUUGAGCAAAACCGGUCUUUUGUUAAUUGAUCAUUUUGAGUGACAUAAUCGUUUGUCGUCAUCAGUUCGUGUCGUUGAACAAUGAAAAAAGUUGUCGUGAAAUUAGUGAAGAUAAAAUUGCAGUUUGUAGGAGAACUGCAGGUCUACGGAUCGGGAACUUUUCGGAUUUGAACUCAGCGUAUUCGAAAGUGUUAGUUCCCGUAAAAAUAUUUCAGUUCCAAGACAUGGGAAAUGAAAGUGAACGAUAUCCGGACGCAGCAAACGGCCUAAAAAGUCGUUAAAGGAUUAUAACCAAAAUUUUAAUUUCUUAAUUAAAUUAAGUGUUUGGAUAGAUAGGGAUUAUAUAUUACGCAGGCGUACACUUUAAAAUAGGGCACGUGGCUUUGCGCGCAUAAAAUUGCACCAGAAUUUAGAUUACUUCUUCAGAACGUUUUAUAAGAAUUAGUACGGUAUAUUUCUGAGAGCGUAUCCCUCAGGUGUGUUUUGUAGAGCGGAUAACUGUAGUUCUUAGGCAAGUCAUAAAAGGCAGGUGUUCUUUUUGGCGGGUGGGAAAAUUUUUAUGUAGCUCGGAGACACUCUAAAUAUCUUGGAACAGAGCUCUCAAUAGCUCGGAGCCACACUAAAUAGCCCGGAGCCGAGCUCCAUUUGAAUAAUUUUAUCCUAGAUUGAAUAAAUUGAAUCCUAAGAUUGAAUCAUUGAAUCCUAAAAUUGAAUCAUUGAAUAUUAAUCCUAAGAUUGAAUCAUUGAAUCCUAAGAUUGAAUCAUUCAAUCUCCUGGAUUGAAUCAUUGAAUCAUAAGAUUGAAUCAUUGAAUCCUAAGAUUCCUCUAGCUGUAGCUGAUAAUAAUUUGGUGUAUUCGUUCAAUUUAUUCAUUUAUGCAUCUAUCCAGUACUCUUCCUUAUCUUCAUGAUCCUUAUCUUGCCUAUCGUUAUCUUCCUUAUCUUUAUUUUCUUAUCUUCCUUAUCUUCAUUAUAUUCUUCCUUAUUCUUGUCUUUCUUAUCCCAUCUUUAUCUUUUUAUCUUCCUCUUCUAGCUCUAGAGUCAGACUCUCGGAUCAUAAAAUCCACUAUGUUGCUUUUAUUUUCUUUAAUAUAUACUUAUAAUUUCCAAUACACAUAUAGGAAGAUAGAGAUAAAGAUAAGGAUAAGAAGAUAAUGAUAAGGAUAAGGAAGAAGAUAGGAAUAAGGAUAAGGAUAAAGAAGAAGAUAAGGAAGAUAAGAAGAUAACAAUAAGGAAGAUAAGGAUAAGCAAGAUAAGGAUAAGCAAGAUAAGGAUAAGGAAAAUGAAGAUAAGGAAACAAUAAGGAAGAUAAGGAUAAGCAAGAUAAGGAUAAGCAAGAUAAGGAUAAGGAAAAUGAAGAUAAGGAAGAGUACUGGUUAGAUGCAUAAAUGAAUAAGUAGAACGAACUGUGUUAAUCGUUCUUUACUCGUACUACUUCUCUCGUAUUUCUCAUCGAAACGGUAAAAACAAUCGCAUAUAAAACCAUACAAAAACAACAUAUAUAUUUUUAUCCUACAUUUUGUACACUCUCAAGACAACAACAACGUCCAUUUUACUUCCGCUAUGACGUAUGUUACACGAACACACCAAAUUAUUAUCAGUUACAGCAAGGUGAAUCUUAGGAUUCAAUGAUUCAAUCUUAUGAUUCAAUGAUUCAAUCUUAGGAUUCAGUGAUUCAAUCUUAGGAUAAUUCAAUGAUCCAAUCUCAUGAUUCAAUUAUUCAAUAUUAGGAAUUAAAUGAUUCAAUCUUAGGAUUCAAUGAUUCAAUCAUAGGAUUCAAUGAUUCAAUCUUAGGAUAAUUCAGUGAUCCAAUUUCAGGAUUCAACGAUUCAAUCUAUGAUUCAAUGAUCCAAUCUUAGGAUUCAAUGAUUCAAUCUUAGGAUUCAAUGACUCAACCGUAUGAUUCAAUGAUUCAAUCUUAGGAUUCAAUGAUUCAAUCUAGGAUAAAAUUAUUCAAUUCGGCUCCAAGCUAUUUAGUGUGGCUCCGAGCUAUUGAGAGCUCUCCAAUGGAUCUCUACUCAAUUACUAAUUGACGUAGCAUAAUUAGUAAUCAAUUCCAAUGGAUCUUCGAGUGAAUUUCGAUAACAAGUAAUGACAUAUUAAUAUAUACAUACAAACGUUCGAGACAAUUGUGGUUUUCACUCUGGAUCCUGAAAUAGCACUCGUCCUUUGGACUCAUGCUAUGUUGAUGCUUCUUUGAAAAAUUCUCUGGUUCAUUUUUUAUCCAAUUUGCACUCAAAACCAUCCUAUUACCUAUACGUAGGUGAAUUAAGAAAAUAUGGCAUAAAUAUAGACAAAUAAGCACUAAUCUUUUAUAGAAAUACAAUUCCGAAUUAACAAGCACAUGUAUACGAUGAAAUUAACGCUGGGAUCAAUGUUGUAGACUUCCUUAAUUUCAUUUUAGUCAAUUUACUCGAUCUGAUUGGUUAAAAAUUGUCACGACUAAAUAUUAAUUAACUUAUAAAUUAAUUUAUUAAUCAUAUAUAUUGAAUACAAAAUUUCAAAAUCUAAAUAAAAAACUUGAAAUUUAUAUUUUCUGGGCUUUUAUUUUGCAAUUGGCCUCUUUAAGUAUGUUUAAACAUUAAAGAAAAAGAAGAAAUAAAGAUUAUUGACAGUUUUUCACAGGUAUGAAUUAAAAAUUAAUGUGAACAGUUUACUCUCAAAAUUGACAAAGGCGCGCUUGACUACAUUAAUAUAAUGUUUCUUUGCAUAUAUUAAUAGUUGCCCGUGUAAAAUUGACUAUAUAAAAGGAUAUUAAUAUGAAAUUACUCUUGUUCUCGAAGAAUUAGGAAAAUCCAGGAAACGGAUUAACCAUAUAAUAGUUACCUAACAUACGGUCCUCACAAUAUAACAAUAUUUGCAAACAAAAGAAUGAGAUUGCUGCUAUUUGCAUAUGAGAACAAAAUUAACUACUAAUGAAUACAUUUACAAUUUAGUAAAUACUUAUUACAAUUUUUACUAAACAGGUCCUUCUUUCUUCUUACGUUAACACUUGUUACUUUUGCCAGUUCUUGCAGACAGUAAUCCUGUAUUCCGUCCAAAGAAUUGGGAAAAAUUUCACUCUCACUAUUACAAACUUUACACAAGGAAACAUAGCUGGACCGAGGCUCUGGAAAUUUGCAAGCUUACACCAGGGGCGACAUUAGUGUCAAUACUUGACAAACGAGAAGAAAAAUUCGUAACAAAACAAAUGAAUUCAAACGGCGUUAAAGUUUUCCACAUUGGUUUAACAGCAACAACUUAUCCAGGAACAUUUGAAUGGUUGGAUGGCAGCAGCAACUCGUAUCAAAAUUGGGUUAGUGGCUCUGAUGAAACAUUUUCUGGUGAACCCCUGUUUGUGUCAGCUGGAGUAAAUGGUUGGCUGGCAUCUGACGGUGAAACGAAAGCCGGUUUUAUGUGCAAAUACACGCCAGGUAAAUAGCGAAACGCUAUUUUAUACAUUUUAGGCACAUUUUACGAUAAUUUGAAAUCCACAGAUUUGUUUUAUUUUGUGUCAUAGAUGAAACAUUAGGAGGAUACGACCUCCCCCCCGAGUUUUUUAAGUUUUGAAAUAAUUACAAAAUUGGUCCUGAAGGAAAGUCUGUGGUGGUUCCGGACCUUCCAUCGCUCCUCCCGUCGGUGGUUACGCCUCUGAAUAUGUUUGCGCAAACGACGUCCGACAUUUUCAUUGCCCGCUGGCUUAGCUUUAUAAUGUAAUUUUUUAUGCAAGUCUAUAAUAUAUACUUUCUUUUAAUCAUACGUAAAUGACUGCCUCGUCCCCAGGCGCUAAUUAAAAAAUUUGCGAAUCACUAUAUGAAAGGUUUACAUGAAGUAGUGCGUCACAUUAUAGGCGCGCGCAAAGGACAGUGGGAUAUGAGCGUUCUGGUUAGCGCCUGGCCGAUCUUGUAUAAUAGCUGUCGAACAUACAAGUAAACAACAGAUCUAAAUAUAAAUCCCUUCAUGCAUAUCACCAGAAAGAAAUAAAGCUAUCCUUACCUGAAUUAUUCAAAAUAUUGCCGAUCGUUUACAUUGUGAAAAUCAAACAUACUGCAUGUAAAUAAGCUUGUAACUGAUAUCCUGAGACGAAUCUUGCAAAUACAAUUCAAAAUAAAGUUUCAUCGCUCCCUUGUUUAAAAAACGUCUUGUAGCUGUAUAUUUUUAAAAUAAAUUGCUCAUUGUGAUAAAAAUACAUUGUCAUUUUUCCAUACCUUGUGAUUUAUUAUAUAAACUGGCUUCUACGGCCCCGUAGAACUCUUCAAGUGUUGACAUCUCGGAAUCAUUCAAAGCGUUAAAAGAUAUCAAAUAUCAUCUGACUGUAAUCACAUGUUUAAUUGAACGAUUUGAAAUGUUAUUUCCUCAAAAAAAUGGCGAAAAACGCCCCCAAACUGUCGAAAAACCACGAUUUGCAAGAAACAGACGAAUUUUGCAAGAAACGGCACAAGAUCUCCCAGGCGCUCCUCAAAUUUGAUGCCUCAAGCCCAUAACUCCCUGCGCUUGUUCGUCAUGAUGCACUACUUCAUGUAAACCUUUCAUAUAGUGACUCGCAUGAAAUUUUUUAUUAGCGCCUGGGGACGAGGCAGCGUAAAUGACAAGAUGCAUUACUAAAUUUAAAUCGUUGAUAAUAAUUACAUAUAUUAUGCAAAUAAUUCCAGGUAUGGGAGAAUGCAAUUUUGAAACAAAUUGGUGUGGAUGGCGAGAUAAUUCAAGCUUUAACAGUUCUACAUGGUAUCGUUCAAUGGAUGUAGAUAUCAUAUCAAAAGGAAGAGGUUCGGAUGAGUACCUUAUAAUUAUGCUACGAAAAUAAAUAUUGGAUUGAUAUGUUUUAUGAAGGAUUAUUUGAUAAGGUGUUGUAAUAUAUGACAUAUUUAGGUCAAAGUAAGUGAUAUCGGCCUAAUCGGAAGUUUCACAAUGAAAAUGGAUUAUUAGACAAUCCUGAUUUGAAAAUGUGUAUAAUAAAUAAAAUAGAUCAAUUUAACGUUGACAAUUAUAGUUACAUAUGUCAUGCAAUUGUUUUAGCAACCCUUCACUCUUUCUAAUGGAUAUAAUCAUGGAUAUCUUAUAUACUUUGCCCUUUCUAAUGGAUAUAAUCAUAGAUAUCUUAUAUACACUAGAUAACGCAUCUCUUUUCGUAAAUUUGAAGACGCGAAUAUUCCAGCGGUUACCCCCAUUUGAAUAGAUAGCGGCCAUGUUGGUUGUUCCCACUCGCUAAUAAACGUUUAAAAAACAACAACAACUUUCAUCAUUUGAAUAAUUUAAAAAUGAAUUUGGAAUAGGUUUAACUUAAUGUUUAAGUUCCCUGUUUAAGAAGAAGAAAACAUAUAAAUCUUCUCAUUUCAUGGGAAUAUCCUGAGUCUGCAAUCACAACUUCAAUUUUUGAAUUUCAGUAUAAUUAGAUGCACUAUCUAGUCUAUAUAAGAUAUUUUAUGUAAGAUAGAUGAUUAAUUGACAUGACAAUUGAUUAAUUGACAUGACAAUUAUAGUUGCAUAUAUCAUGCAAUAGUUUUAGCAACUCUUCCCGCUUCUAACUUUUAUUAUAAAUCAAACCACUAUUUUUUCCAACCAUUUUUCCCAACAUAAAGUAUUGCUUUGACGUAUUCUAACCAUCCAAUUGAGUCCACGGUAACCUUCCAUGCAGUGGUAACCUUCCAGUGAAGUUCAUUUCAUCUUCCCUCACUUACCCCUAUUUCGGUACCAAAAUCUCAGUACCAUGUUUAGCAUCCCAUGCACGCAGUAGACGUGCCAUGCUUUAUUUUGGGGAAACUGGAAGAUUUUUUAACACAAGGUUAGCCGUGCAGUUGCUAGACAUUUUAAUAGUGACAAUCACAGUGUUUCAGAUACGAAAAUUGUUUUGUCACAUAAACACUUUUUAAUUAUAUUUCCUAGCAUAAAAGUCGGAUAAUUUUCCCGACUCUCGAAACGUCGAUGGUCUGCUUCACUGCUUGUAUUUUGCAAGUAGUUGUAUCCCUAUCAAUCCACAGCAUUGUUAUUAACACAGAAAAUAGGAAAAACUUAGUUGAACGGUUUGAACUAUAUAAAUUUAUAGUUUGAAUUAUAAAAAGUUAUUAAUUGUGAAUGAAGAAAGCGGUAUUCGAACAUAUAUUUUAAUUUUGUGUUUCAACCUUCAACUAUACUUUACCCUUUAUAAUCAUUUUCCUAUAUAAGGUUUGUGUAAGGUUAAGGAUUGUCUACCUAGAAUAAUCAUAUAUGACGUUUAACCCUUUGUCUAUUUUUGUAUAAUUAUUAACAUAUAUAUAUAAUCCUAUAUUAAGUAAGUAUUACCCAACGCUGCAAAUGCUUCAUUCUAGUUGUAAUUGGAGGUCAAAGAAUAAAUAGUUACUCGUGACAACAGAUAUGAUGUUCUGCAUCUGUUUUUCAUUUAGGUUUUCGACUCAGUUGCGGCAAAAACAACAACAUUUCGUCUAAAGCGUCAAUGUCAACUUUGGUUUCGCCAUGGAUGGACUCGUCUUUUGACAAUGUUCGUGGCGUGUGCAUGAUUUUUUUAUAUCGCUUGCUGGAGCGGGAGUCGCAAAUUGACGUUUGGGUUGAACCAAGAAAUAUGAACAAGGAACGUCAGUGGUCAGUUAGAAAUACUGAGGAAAAUAAUCCCUGGAAAAGUGGUCAGGUUUUUCUGGGACUUGUUUCGAAAUUCAGAGUAGGUUAAUGUAAUAAUAUAUGUUCAAGGAUUCUCAAAAGUAACUAAUAUUUAGAUACAUAUGGUAUAUUUAUAUAUUAUUAUUAUUUCUAUCUCAGGUUUAUAUUACUGCAAUACUAUGGAGAAAUAUUAGUCAGGUAGACGUUGAUGAUAUUUUCUUUACGGAGGAAUAUUGCAACUCUGUUCCACAAAACGCCCAAGGUAUCGUACUUAUUCGAAUUAGUUUUAACCUAAAAAUCCGCACAAUAUUCUGGAAUGGGAUCCGAUAAUAGAUAUACAGAAGGCUAAAUAAUUAAUUCUUUCUCAUUGUCACACUAAAAAGUAUUACUAAAAACAUAGGUAAAUAAAACCUCGGAUGCAAUAUGAUUUUUAAGUAUAGCAUUGUCUGAAGUCCUCAUCCAGAAGUGCGUGAGUAAUGAGUGAACACUAAUCACUUCCGUCCUCAUUGGUUUAAAGUCGAAAGUCUAUGUUCUUUGGUAUUCACAUAUUGGCACAUUCCUCAUUGUAGUUUUCCUCUGAGACAAAAUGUUCAUCGGUGAAAUCGAAAUGUUUUGUCAUUCCUCUAUAUAUAUUGCUCUAAUUUCAUCUAUAUCUUGUGAACGUCGCAUUUUAUUAAUAUUUUUAAGGCAAUUUUAUGUUGCAGUUCUCAACAUUAGACAAGUCGAAUGGAAUAAAGAAAAAUUACAAUUUUAAAAAAUUCUUAAAUAAAAAAGUCUUUCUUGGCCUUUUCAAGUACAUUAUCACAAAUAUAUAUUAUUAAGACUCGCGGUGUUCUUGUUAAAUUUUUCAGGUAUACGUAGCUUUAUGCUGUACUGCAAAUCUCAGCAUGAGCUCCACCUUUGAAUUUACUAUAUGAGUAAAUUCUUAAACACGUCCGAAUUUAUCAUUAUGAUAAAUUCGUGGCACAUUUUGAAAUUAUCAUAAUGAUAAAUUCGCGGCAUCUAACACCCCUAACACUAAUUACCCUAACCUCAACCCCAACCCUAACCACUAACCCCUAACCCUAACUUUUUCAACUUUUUUAACGUUUUUAACAUUUUGAAAAUCUAACUUUUUAAUUAAACUUUGUUUUUCUUCUUUAAACUCUUUUGAAACUUUUUAGAACCUUUUUUUAAAUAUUCAAAAACUCUGAUGGGAGGAUGUGCCUGCGUAUUAAAUUUAUUGCCCCAACAAUUCUGUUUAGUCUAUCUAUUUUUCAGAUUGGGAGACGUAUAUAUACAAUAGUCCCUCGGGAUACCUCACUUCACCUUAUUAUCCCUUGUUCUAUUUGAACAACAUGGAACGUUCUUGGAUGAUCGAAGUUCCGCAAGGAAAACGCAUUCGACUGGACAUAUUAUUUCUAAAUAUAAAAAGUGACAAACAAUGUGGCGAGGACUCUGUGAUUGUCAAAGAAACUGCAAGUUCUCGGAAAUUUACUUCCUACUGUGGAAACACUUUACCGACCGGGUAUUCAUCUUCAGGAAAUAUGGUGUAUGUGAAGUUUCAAUCAGAUGAAUCAAUUGUUGGGACGGGUUUUAAGAUCCGUUACAAGACCAUUUCUUGUAAGUUUCUAGUAUUGCCGUUAAGUCCUGGAAACUUAAAAUAUUAACGUUGGUUAACUUUAUGCUUGCAGCUGAAGAAAAUGAAAAUUCUUGUGACGCAGAUGACAUUCUAGGUAAAUAUUAACAUAAUUAUUUUACUAUUUAACAAUUAUUCGCCGAAGCCGGCAAAUACAGCGGCAGGAUACGUGCAUACAGCACAAUGAAAACAUGACAUAUCAAAAGAAAUAGUAUCGUACAAAUUGAGAUAUCUACAGGAUACAAAACAAAAUUGUUUCAAUUUUCGAUUUUUUUUUCAAUUUAAUUUUUUAUUUUCUAAAUAUAUAUGUUACAAUAGUUUGAACUUAUAUAUAUAUAUAUAUAUAUAUAUAUAUAUAUAUAUAUAUAUAUAUAUAUAUAUAUAUAUAUAUAUAUAUAUAUAUAUAUAUAGUGCAAAUUGUAUUUUACAAAACAUGUUUGGACGGAGAACAUAAUAUAAUAAACGCAAAUUAGAGGCUUUACAAGUAGUUCCCCUAGUGUUAUAUUAAUACAUUUAUAAUAUUUAAAAAGAUAUCAGGUAAUCAAGCUAUGAACUAACGUAUAUUUUCAUUGAUAUAAUUAUAAUAAAUGGCACUUGCUGCCAAAAUGCGUGAUUGCUCACGUUUCAUGGCGUGGAUUACACUUACUGCCAAAAUGGCGGAGUGAGACAUCUGGUAUAAUGUCUCAUCUUUGCCGUAAGCUCGGAUCUUCAUUCAGUGCUAAUAAUAUGUGACUUGUUUAAUUCACACGCCCUAUUUAUUUACAAAAGUGUCGUGAUCUGUUGGCUCGCGUCAUUUAAAAUUUAAUUAAACGGCAUAUCAACCACACGUCGUCAUUUCAAACGUAGUGAAGUGAUUCCAAUUAACGGGCGCGCAUCCAAGACAAGAGAAAUUAACUUUGUACAUUAAAGAGAGCAUGCCACGUACUAUCUAGUGGCUUUCCCUCCUGAUCUAUAGUAUUGUGCUUCUCGAUAAAUAAAUUAAUUAAUAAUAAAUUGUAUAAUAAAUAAUAAAUUAGUAACAAAUAAUAAAUUUACCAGUAAUAAAUUUACGUGGUGUUUCCACAAACAAAACUAUUAUAAGUUUUAAAUUGUUCGUGAAUAUGUUUGACACAGUAAAAUAAUGAAAUAAUCCUACCUUUCAAGUUAAAUACAACAUUUUGUGCUUCUAGCUUUCGUUUUCUGGGGCAACUGUUUCCAAUAUUUCAUCAAUUUUGAAACCAAAGUUAUCGAAUCGUUCGUUUUGAAAAGCAUUAUUUACUAGUCCGCUGCCCGCUGGACUAAUGAUCCAUAGUUUUUGGUGAUCUUGUUGCAAAAUGCGAUCCCAGAAUGCCUUAAUUAGUAAUUUGCAUGCAUCUCAAAAGCUGUGCGGGAUUUUGGGGAAUUUCUGGUAACAUGCGAGUGCCUCACGUAUAGUCAUGACUAUGUUGCCAUCUAUAUUAGAAAUAUCAAUUUAUUAAUUUGAUUAAUUGUUAUUUUGUAGACUGUGAUUCUGCAUUACGAUGUGUUUUUAUCAAUUCAAAGAAAUCUAAAGUGUUUGUUGAUGCUGAACAUAUUUUCAAAAUACCAGACUUCUUUCCAGCGAGGACAACUGCUAUGUACGAAAGAAAAUUCCAUAUUUUGUUUAUAGGAUUUUCAAGUUUCAACGCUUGUUUGCUUGAAGAGUAUUCUAUUCAGACCUAUAGACGCGGAAUAAUAAUAUCUAACGUCUGUCUAUAUCAUACAUACACUAACAUAUCUUUUUAUCGUGUAGAGAUUUUGAUGAGAAUUCCAUCGGGAGAUUAAUUGCGGCAAAUUUUAUUAACCUAACACAAUUGGAAUACCUGUAAGCGAUAGCACAUUUAUUCAAUACAUCAUUGAUGUAUAAACUCUCAUCACCCGCUUAGGGACCGGUCAUAAAAUAAAAGGGGGGGGGUGGGUUGGAAAAAUUAGGGGGGUGGGUCACUAUUUUUGAACACGGUCGGGUCAUCGAAAGGGGUGGGUUAUCGAAAGUUAUGUGCAAUCAUAAGGGUGGACCUUGUAAAAAUAUGCUGAAAAUUUUUUUGAAGGGCAUGCAGUGUAUUAAAAUUCAUAUCAUAAAAAUAGAAAUAAAACGUAUCCGGAUCCAUGUGUAAAAUUUAUACCGCAAACGUUCACCUCAAACUUAAAAGCUGAAUUUACUAUCUUGGCUAAUACAUUAGUAGUGGCUAACUAAUUAUUUCUGAUAUUAUUGCUAAAUGUCACGAGCUUUAUGUAGGAUGUUUAUUAUGUAAAAAUUAGUGUAAUUUCUAUGAACCACAAUCAUUGAUAAAAGUUUACAACGCCAUUACACUACCACAUUUCGACUACUGCAGCCUUGUAUGGGACAAUUGUAGUGAUUACUUAAUUGACAAAUUACAAAUAUUGCAAAACAGAGCAGCACGUGUAGUUACUAGUAAAUCGUACCGAACAAGAUCAUGCGAUGUUUUAAAAGAACUACAAUGGCAACCUUUGAAAGAACGUCUUAAGCAUAAGAAACUAUUUCUUAUGCAUAAGAUUAGGAAUAACAAAUUGCCAAUUAGCACAACAAAUAUGUUUGAUAUCAAAACAAACUUACGGUAUAAUCUCCGUAGCAACAACCGAGAUUUCAGCCUCCAGAGGCCAAACGUUUAGGCAUUAUAUCAUUGUCUCCACAAUGAUAUACUAUAUUGUAUAAGUUCUCUAUUGUGAUUAGUUCGUUUAAAAGGGGGUUGGGUAAAUUUUUUAUAUACAUUAUGUAAUUUCAUGAUGCUUCUAGCUUUUUUUCUGUAUUGUGUAGCACUUAUGCUUGUAACUUGCACCUGUAUUCUUCAUAUUUUGUAACUGCUUUUUUUUAGUCGAACGGCCUCUUGAAAAAACUGGUGCGUAUGUGCCCUGAAGAGCUACCGUUUUUAAAUAACAUUAAAUAAUAAUAAUAAUAAUAAUAAUAAUAAUAAUAAUAAUGAUAAUAAUAAUGAUAAUAAUAAUGAUAAUAAUAAUGAUAAUAAUAAUGAUAAUGAUAAUAAUAAUAAUAAUAAUAAUAAUAAUAAUAAUAAUAAUAAUAAUAAUAAUAAUGGAAAUUUUAUUAAUAAUAAUAAUGGAAACUUUAUUGAAAUUAUAUACGUAUAUAUAUAAUAAUAAUGGAAACUUUAUUGAAAUUAUAUACGUAUAUAUACAAUUAUAAAUCUCACUAAUUUAGGUAAUUGAUAAUUGACUACUUGAACCUACUUAAUAUUUAUAUAUUAAUAAUGAGUAUCCUUAAAUGUUCAGUAAUUCCGGAUUUAACCAGUCCUUAUCUCUGCAACAAAAUAUAUAAUAUGUUGUCCUAAUCGCGAUAGACAUAAUUUUCCUGAUAGCGAAAUAUUGGUGUCUUUUAUCAAGUCCUAGAUCAGUUAACAUAUCUAAAAAGGAAUGACAUUCUUUUGAGAAAACGCCUAAAGAACUAAUUGACAAAUUUACAAAUUUUACGGACUUAAAUUGUUUCUUUUGCUGUGUAAUGAGAUCUUCGUAUGUUCUUCUUUUCCGAUCAACAUUUGUUUGUAGAUUAGACUCAUAGCCAACAGAAAGUUCAAGGAUAUAUAGAGACAAUCCGAGUUGAUAGAUAGAAGUAGGUCUGGGCGGAAUGUGUCACCAGUUACAAUUGAUGGGCUUUUAUAACCAGGAAGAUCGACGAAAAGAUUGGAGUUGUUUACAGGUUGUAGCGUUUGUGCUAUAAAGUUCAGAACAGAAUCAUGUCUCCAUGUAAAUCAUGGGAGGUACGUUUGACAUCCAGCAACUACGUGUAAAAGGGUUUCAGGGUUUAAGCAGAAGGAGCAAUCAGAGUUGGACAAUAUUCCCCAUUUAGUAAGGUUUUUACGAGUUGGAAGUGAGUUAUUAAUGUAACGAAUGGUGAAGUUAUAGAUGUUCUUUGGGAGGUUUGAUUGGGAUUUAGACCAUAUGCCGUUUAAUUUCGACAGUGAAAACUUAAUGACAUUUGAGAAGAAGGAGCCUUGCAAAAUCAGAUGAUUCUGCAGUUUGUCUUCUUGUCAAAUUAUAAUAAUAAUAAUAAUAAUAAUAAUAAUAAUAAUAAUAAUAAUAAUAAUAAUAAUAAUAAUAAUAAUAAUAAUAAUAAUAAUAAUAAUAAUAAUAAUAAUAAUAAUAAUGGAAACUUUAUUAAAUGUUUUUCUUUACAUACAUAUACAAUCGUAAAUCUCUCUCAUAAAGGUAACUUACGGUUGGCUAUUUGAAUCACAAUUAUACUAAACUAAAAUAACAGAACAAAGUGCAUGCAAUAUAUAUAUAUACAAUGAGAUAAGUCAAAUUGUUAGUAAAUCCGGAUUUUCCCAUUCCUUAUUUCGGCAACAAAAAAUGUAAUAUGUAGUUCUAAUAGCAAUAGUCAUCAUUUUCCUAACGCAGUACAUUUGGUGGUUUUUGUCAAGACCAAUACUAUCUAACAUGUCUAAAAAGGUAUAACAUUCUUCUGCAAAAAUACCUAAAGAGCUGAUGGAGAGAUUUAUAAAUUUAACUUGGUUAAAAUUUUUACCUAGCUGUCUCAAUAAUUCUCUAUAUUUAUCCUUCUUCCGUUUUACGUUGUUUUUUGAGGUUUGUCUCAUAACCAGUGGUGAGUUCAACCACAUAUAAGGAACCAUUUGAGCACGAUAAUAAUAAUAAUAAUAAUAAUAAUAAUAAUAAUCGUUAGGGGUUGGCGUUAGCUGUAAAUGUCAAACUAAAGGUCUCUAAUUAUGAGAAAGAUACUGCAUAAUGCAGUAUACAUACAUGGAACCCCGUUAUUGAAGAACUAAUCUCUGUGUGGUAAUUCCAGCCAUGUUAUCUAUUGUGUAACUAAUUUUGUGUAAUAGUUUGUGUUAAAUGGAAAAAUCUGUAAAAUAAAAUAAAAUAAAAUACAAAACUUUACUAUGAACAAAACUAUGAGGGGCGUGAAAUGACCUAUUUACAAGAAAUUAACUAUAUACAAGAAAUACAAAAUAUAACAAAAAAAUACAAGUGAUUUUAGCUGCACGAUUACACACAAGCAAAUUUCAACUCAUUCUUUGUUUCAAUAUCGAUUUGAAAGAGCUUAAGGAUUCAGCAAUUUUUGCCUCAUGGGGAAGAUUAUUCCAAUGCAAGGCACCGAUAACUGAAGCACCUCUUGCCGAAUUCUUUUUUUGGCAUAGGUGGUGCUAAAUCAGUAUCCCUACUUCUAAGAUUGUAAGUAUUAUGUCUUUCAUUGUUAAAUUGAAAUGCUUCUUUAAAAUUGAGUGCGGUGUGGCCAUUCAGAAUUUUAUAGAUGAAAAUAGAUUUAAAAUAAUUUCGUCUUUCUUCGAGAGGUUUCCAAUUUAGAUUAUUGAGUAACCCAGAUGACCGAAUAUCGUAAGUUGCCCCAGUAAUUACUCUUGCAGCACGAUUUUGGUAUUUUUGCAACCUAUCUUUGAGCCCAAUUGCGCAAUUAUCCCACAACGGGCUGCAAUAAUCGAAAUAAGGCUGUAUAAUAGCAUUAUAUAGCAUUUGGUGAUCAGAAAGUACUAUUCCAAGUGUUAGAUAAACUUUUACACCGUGAGAAUCAACGUCAAUUUCCACCGCAUGAUAAUCUUGAUGAUCUUACAAAUAUGUUUGCGGAUUUUUUGUCCGGAAAAUUGAUACAAUUCGCUCUCAACUACAUUUGGCUACUGUCGAUAAUCUGCUAGGAUUUGAAUCUUCCUGUGAGACCGUUGAAAAGUUGGAAUAUUUUAGUUCAGUUUCUGAGCAUCAGAUUGAAAACAUUAUUCGGUUAACUAACAACAAAUCAUGUGAACUUGAUCCAAUUCCAACUUGGCUUUUGAAGCAAUGUAUUCCUGCCUUACUCCCGAUUAUAACAAAAAUUGUUAACCUGUCGUUGCAUGAUGCAUUCGUGCCUACCCUGUUCAAACAAGCCUUUUUGACACCAAUACUGAAGAAUAUUUCCCUCAGCACAGAUGAAGAAAACAGUUUCAGACCAAUAUCUAAUCUUUCUUAUGUCUCAAAAUUAAUUGAGAAAGUGGUGGAUACCCAAUUAACAAAUCAUAUUCAGGAACAUAAUUUAGAUGAAAGCUUACAAUCGGCUUAUAAGAAACACCAUUCUACUGAAACUGCCUGGGUUCGGCUCCACAAUGAUAUUUUAUCUGAGUUGGAUGACAAUAAAACUGUACUGUUGGUUAGCCUUGAUGUGAGUGCUGCAUUUGAUACCAUUGAUCAUAGUAUUUUGUUGCGUCUGCUCGAAAGUCGGUUGGGUGUCUCUGGGCAGUGUUUGAAUUGGUUUCGUUCCUAUCUCAGCGACCGUACAACAAGAGUUAUUAUUGAUGGAAAACGUUCAGAUAUAAAACGUGUAAACUUUGGUGUCCCCCAGGGAUCUGUCCUUGGCCCAAAACGUUUUACACUAUACAUAUUGCCACUGGGAGAUAUUGCACGCAAACACAAUGUACAGUUUCAUAUAUAUGCUGAUGAUUGCCAACUAUACAUAUCCUUUAAGUAUGAAAAUAGAUUGGAAACCAUUGAUAGAAUGGAAUCUCUGAUGCAUGACAUAAAAACUUGGAUGACAAAGAACAUGGUGAAGCUCAAUGAUGAUAAAACAAAGUUCCUGGUUUUGACAGGUCCUCGUCGAGACUGCUCUCAUUUUCCUUGCUUGUCAAUCGAAAACGAAAGUAUUGUUAAAUCAGAAUCAGUAACUCUCUUAGGAGUAGAACUUGAUGACAAGCUUACCUUAAAGAGUCAUGUUCGUAAUGUUGCGAAAAGUUGUUUUUUCAAGCUCCGCAAUAUGCGUAAGAUUAGAAAAUGUAUUACUGAAGAUGCAGCAAAAAUAAUGGUACACAGUAUGAUUACAUCAAUGCUUGACUAUUGUAAUGCUAUCCUAUAUGGGUUACCAAAUUGUGACUUGGACAGGUUAUAUAGUGUGCAAAAGCUGGCUGCACGAUUAAUCACAGGAACAAGAAAGUACGACCAUAUUACACCGAUAUUGGAAAGACUCCACUGGUUACCAGUGAAAAAGAGAAUAGAGUACAAAAUUCUGUUACUUGUGUUUAAAUGUCUCCAAGGAACUGCACCAGAGUACUUAUCUGAACUGUUAAAAAAGCGUGAAAACAAAGGCACUAGAGCAGAUGACAAAAACCUUUUGGUUAUUCCUAGGUUUAAGAAGGUUACCCAAGGUGGACGAUGUUUUGGAAGAUCUGGUCCAACACUAUGGAACAAUUUACCAGACAGCUUGAGACUUGAGACGAGUUUUAGCAUUUUUAAAGACGUUUAAAAACGCACUUUUUUGAACUUUCUUAUAAGUAAAUUAGGUCUAGGUCACAUUUUUAAACUUUUUAAACUUUUUUACUAGUAAAUUAGGUUUUGUCCAUAUUUUUAAUGUGGUAUGAAUGUAAAGCGCCUUAGAGAACUGUAGAUUUGGCGCUAUAGAAACUCUGUGUAUUAUUAUUAUUAUUAUUAUUUUGGUUGGGAAGUUCAUGGGAAGCAAGCAUGGGAAGUUCCAUGCAAAGAUUAAACCUUUGAUUGCACCAUUUGAAUAGCUAUUGAGUAUUGUAACACAGAAUUAUUUCGCACCUUUCUGAAAGGGUGGGUCAGAAUUUUUCUGCACCAAUUUAAGGGUGGGCUACAAAUUCUCGUGCAUGCAGCUAUUAAGGGAGGGCAACCAAAAGUGCAGACACCAAAUAUAUGAUUUUCCUAGCCCCCCCUUUUUACUUUAUGACCGGUCGCUUAUCGUGGAAGAUUUGGCACGAGGAAAAGUCCAUUUCUGCCAUGCCUGCUAUAUCUAUAUGCCAUGCACUCUAUAAGCACUCUGGCAGGUCAACAUUACCUAAUGUUAAAAUUUCCUGGGUAAUAAUUAUGACCAAGAAUUCAGUUAUAUUUAAUCAGGAUGUUCUUCUUAAAUUAACCAGAUUAUGUUAAGUCUGAUCAGAGCACCCGAUAUGGUCAUUAGUCUAUAUAGUAAGGAAAAGUGUAUAAAAUAAUCAGGAAAUUUAACCAGGAAUAUUAAGUUAACGCAAAUAGGGUCAUUUCUAGGUUAAUUGAAGCAGGAACGUUUUGGCUACUUAUCCGUUUCAUGCGACGUACGUUCGUUUGCGAGAUAACAUACCGCGAAUUCGUACUCUGAUUUGGCAUACGCUAACUGAAUGUAUAUCACAUGAAUGUUUAUCACAUGAACGAAUCGCGAAUGAAGAUAAGUGUAGGAUAUAUUAGUUAUUUAAUUAUAUCUCAUUGAUUUGUUUGUCCAUGUCAUUAUAUAUACAUGUCAUUAUUGUUUACUGAUCGUUUUUCUCUUUGUUGGAAAUAUAGAAGCAUUUCCAGAAACAAGAUAAUUGUAAUAGAUGGGAAUGCGUUUUCUUAUUUAACAUCUUUAAGAACCCUGUAAGUUAGUUUUUUUGUAUAUCUUUUGUAUUAUUAUAUAGAUCACAAAGCUACUAUCUCAUAUGAAUGGUAUCCGUAAUUAAUUUUAUUCAAUUUCUAUUACUUCACAGGCGUUUAUCUUCAAACUUUCUUGAACAUAUCCCAAGAAAUCUUUUCCUUCAAACAAAAUACCUGGAAGUGUUGUACGUUUUUAUAUUUAUUUUCAUUUGAAGUGUUUCGCAUAUUUUAGUUUAUUGACAAUAAAAUUUGCACACUUUUAAUUUUAUGCUUUUAUUGUUUUUAUUUAGAGACUUAAGUAUGAAUAGAAUUGCUGAGCUAGAUACUGGUUUAUUUCUUGGUUUAAAAUAUCUUCGAUUGUUGUAAGUCCACAGAGUAAAUAAAGUUCAUUUGAUUACUCACGGCUGGUGAGUGGGUACAAUAUUUGUUUAUAAAAGAGGGAGUUUACAGUAUUUUAAUAAACUUUGUAACAUGAAAAUACAUUGUCAAGCGAACAAGCUCCCGAUUCGAACUUCAUUUGUUAUCAGUGUAAUAGUUUUGAUCUAUGUGAGGCAUAAGAAAUAUAUUUAACACCUCAUCAAAUUCUGUUCAUUCAAUUGAUUGAUUGAUUAUGAUCACGUGAUAUAGAAUUGAAAUUUCUAUUUUGCUACCGUGCAAUGGUACAAAAACUAUUGCACGCUCAAUCGUUCAAAAGUUUUUGUACUAUUCAAUGGUAGGGCUUAAUUAAAUUCAAUCAUUCAAAAUCCUCUUCGUAUCGUAAUCGUAGCUCAUUUAACUAUAAUUUAUUAAUUUUCAUACUGAGACCGAUGGAAUUAAAUUCAAAUAUAUAACUGGUGCCCGACAAAAUGGCGGGUGUAAAAAUACAAUAUUUUACUUUAACUUUUACAAAGAAAAAAAUUUUUCGAGCCAGCCUAAUAUAUAUUCAUUAAAAAAAGGGUUUAAAGGGUUGACAAGCCAAACAAGUCACAAAAUAUUUCCCUAUCCAUGUCUACAAAAAAGCGAAGGGUCCAACUUUCACCAAUGACUGCGUUUGAGACUCUUGAAAUUCCUCCAGGUUUAUGGGCCGGGUCUUAAAAAGUAUGCUUUCAAUAUAUACGCGUUAAUUCUUAAAAAUUUAAUUCGGCCUGCUUUAAUUUGUUUCCAGGAGCCUUCGUAAGAAUCGGAUCAAGUCGCUUAAAAAUGGACUUUUUUCUGAUCUUCACAACCUGGAAUACUUGUAAGAAUAUUUUAAUAUAUUCAUUUUUCCUGCUGAAUAAACGAUUGACCAACUACAUAAUAGGGCAGCUUUGGUCGCAAUUCAGGACGACUUUUGGCGACUUGAAGAAAUUUGAGGAGAAAUUGGUACCAACUUAGGCCGGUAAUUUAGUCAGUGGAAAUUAAAAUAUUUUCAAAGCUUUGUACGUGAGUUUUUUCAGAAUUUUCAUAUAGGUUUAGCACCGUUUCCCGCGCCAAGAUUUAUAUACGCCACGUGUAGACGUGGAUUUUUGGAUGUUUACAGGGACUUAGAUCUGCACCCAAGACUAUUCAAUACUAUCUCCAUGCCCUAUUGUUACAUAAUGUGCAUGUUCAUUUGGCAUGCUAGCUCUCAUUGACAUCUCUCGUGCGAUGUUUCACUUCUGUAAUCGAUUUCCGUUGCACUGAGCUUCGGGGCGCACCUGUUGCUCGUAAAAAAGGUCAGGAUGGCGCCAUAUGGGCGAAAAGGUUGGCAUAUUGCACUUGGCAUAUCUUCGAAAGGAGUUUUUCUGUUUUUACUAUGAGCAUGUCAUAAACUCCACCCUGAGAAGUUUCGGCAAAUUCUCAUUUCUGGAACAAUUACUUAUACCUUAAGGUUACUUCACAUGAUGAACGUGCGUUUUAGUCUACUGAAAAUGGCGCGACGAAUUUUAGGUGUAAGUUUACCAAAUUUUUAGUGAAGAAAGCCAAGAAAAUGCUGAUUUCGAAAAUCUUCAUUUGAUGGGUGUUCUGUAUAAACCUGUCCAGUAUUGGCUGACUAAAGAAAUAGAUAUAGGUAUCCCAUAAAAUAUCAAAACAUGUUUAUAGUUUACCUCAACGUUUGUCCACAUGUCUCCUUUUGAAUCUUCAUAGGUAGGCCUACAGUAAAAAAAAGUGUGCGGAAGGUUUAUGAAAAAAAGGUUUUUCUGAUAUAACAUUUUCUUUGACAACUUUGUGAAUUAUCAGUGACAAAUCCAAGAAUCAGGGCAUAUCAGAAAAACCACUAAAGAAGAGAAAUUUUCCGCACACGUUUUUUUACCGUGCCUAUGAAGAUUAGGAUUGCGGCAUAUAUCUAGACAAAUGUUGAGGUAAACUAUAUAAACAUAUUAAUUUUGAUUUUUUUUAUGAAGGUACCUAUAUAUUUAUUCAGUCAGCCAACACUGAAAAUGUUUAAACUGAACACCAAUCAAAACAAAGUUUCGAAAUCAGCAUUAUCCAGGCUUUCUUCACUGAAAAUUUGGUAAGUUACACUUAAAAUUCGUUGCGCGCAAUGUUCAAUAAACUAAAACGCAUGCACGUUCAUCGUGUGAAGUAACCUUAAACACGAUGUUUGAUAUUUUUCCACAGGUAUUUGGAUAGUUGUGAUUUAUCUCUCAUCGAAAUAAAUGUUUUUGAUGGAUGUUCUUUGCUCAAAGUCUUGUAAGUUUGAAAUACUGUAGUGGGAUUUUAGUCAAAUGCAGCUACUGUAUAUGCUGCAAGCGUGUCGGCUACAAUGUAACUCAGCGUUAGAAAUUUUUUUUCUCGCUAGUUAUAUUCUUUAAUUAAGGAACAAAUUCGUGGUUGCCAUAUUUUUCAGGACUUUAAAAAACAAUCAACUGGAUAUUGUUAGAACGUCGUGGUUAAAGAGGAAAUCUUCUCUCAAGAUAUUGUAAGUUAAUGAUUGUUCAGUUUGAAUUCAUUUUAAUCUGAAAAUAUCUAAGUCUUAGGGCAUAAAAGUUAAGUUUAUUCUACUAUUUAUUUUAGCGCACAAAGUCUCAAGUUUAAAUAGUUUCUUUUUUUACAAUAAUUGUGAUCAGGUUUAAAAUGAGAUUCCUUGAGAGCUAAUGAGAUUCGAAAUAUAGAAUGAAUUUUCAUGGCUACUACCUCGAUUGAAAACAUUAAAGACUUUUCGAGCCAAAGUCCUUCGUAGUAACUUACUCGUUUCUCUAUAUUUUUUCCAGAAAAUUUUAAAUACAAGAAACCCGACAUUUAUACUGUACUUAUCAUAUAUUCGGCUGAGGGCACUAUUUAUACUAUUUACUUCCGCCCAAAAACAAAAUGUCUUCCAGUUUCGGUCCGGUUACAGACAAAGAAAUUAUUUUAUCUAACGAAGCAGCAGUUUCGCGAAACAAAACAAGCCACAAAUAGUUGGGUUUUAUUUAUCAGUGAUAGUGGUAUUCUUUAAAACUAAUUCUAAAUUAUUACGCGUUUCUUUACAACCACUGUCGGAGCUGAAAAAAUAUAUAGGCCUAUUGUAUUAUGUUUUCUGGUGCUUUUGUCAUUUUUGUUUUAUUACGGUGUAUGCUAAAACCAGUGGUGCCUAAAUUACUUUGAAUUUGUACUCGAGUAAAAGUAGAAGUAAUUAACAAUAAAACGACUUGAGUAAGAGUAAAAAGUACUGGAAGCAAAACGUACUUGUGUAAAAAGUACAGAGUAUCCUUAAAAAAUACUUGAAGUACAAAGUAAAAGUAAAAGUACUAUUGUCUGUAGCAUGUAGAGGGGGAGGGGAACUUCUCCAAUGGAUUGACAUACAAAAGACACAAAACAAGCACACGCAUUAUAUGCGUGCAACGAAUAUACAAUAUUUCACGGCAUGGUUUACUUUCCAGUUUCCAGAUCCCGUUGAAGAUAUAAGAAAUCGAAUCCAUUAAAUAAAUUAAAUAAUACUUAUAAGUAAGCCACAAAGGAGAGAUCCCAGACGCAUGUAGAGGUCGUAUUACCAAUCCCAAAAUUAAAAUAAGUCAGAAAUGAAUCACGUAAAAUUAAACAAAAGUUAGAAAGUAAGGAAAUACUUCGCCACAAAAAGAAAAUAACGAAGUUAAACGUUACUUCUUAAAACGACUUCGUUCCAAGUAAAAGUACUCCAGAAAAAGUUUACUUUGUUACAUGCUCACUUCUCAAAAAUUGUACUUAAGUACAGUAACGAAGUACAUUUACUUCGUUACUUGACACCACUGGCUAAAACUAGUCGUGUCUCGGUGAAUAUCCUUGCGCUAUUCACAUCCAUAAUUCCGGAGAAUAAUGUUAAUUAGUCAUAGUUGAUUAUAAAAUCAACUUGAUUUUUAGGCACACAUCUACGCUCGAUUAAGGGAUAUAUAAUAAUAAACAUUCUAUUCUUCUCCCGAAGAGAAUUGCAGAACAACCAUAUCCAGGAAAUUGAAGCGGAAGCUUUCAGCGAAUUGAAAAACUUGCUAGAGUUGUAAGUACGCGUCUUUAAUGAGCUGCUGAAAUUUAAUAGUUUUAAAUAAAUAUCCAUCUUUGGCAUAGAAAUACAAUGGAUUUUCAAUAUAAAUCCAGAUAUACGGUAGCUUCUCACUGCAUAUAUUUUUUAUUUUAGGGAUAUAUCAAACAACCGCAUUCAAAAUAUUCCUGAAAAUUUAUUUCAGAAUCUUGAAUCCCUGCGCACAUUGUAAGUGAAAAAUUAUUUUUUUUGAAUUGGGGUUAGUUCUUCAACAAUUCUAUGAAUUUCUUCUCUGGAACAAGUUAUGUUCAACUAUAAAAUAAUUAAAUUUGGACAUGAUCAUACAAUUAGAAUAGCAUAGAAUAAUUAUGAAAGCGUUAUAUACUAUGAUGGAUUACGUGCUGCUGUCAUACAGCCAUCCCAUACAGCCGCUAUCUGUGCCGCCUCAUGAUGCCAUCUCACGAGCAGGCAUCUGUGAUCAUCAUUCUGAAACUGGUAAAUCGAUUAAAAAAAUACUUUUCGCUCCUCUGAAUUGAAUUAGUUUUUAGACUACUUAGAGAAUUAUUAUUAUCAUUAUUAUUAUAUCUGGUUUUAUGAAUCCGAUAGUUAACGACCUGACCUUCUCCUAGUGACUGAAAACAGAUGUCUAUGUCAAUAAAAUUCUUUUGAAAAUAAUUAUUGUAUAAUAAAUAUAUAGUAUCAAUUCAAGUGCAAAUUGAUAAACUACCAGUAAAAGUGAAUUUUAUCAUUGUAGUUGUAUAUAUCUGAAUAAUCAUUACAUAAAGUUUACAUUAUUAUUACGCAUAUUUGGACAGGAUAUGAAACACGUCAGCAAUUAAAAAAGUGCUGUCAUCAACGUGUUUCCUGUAAUACAGUAUAAUAAAGACAGCAUAAAAGCGACUAUUGUCCGAAAAAAAAUUUUUCCGGAAAAAAUUUGAAAAGGGGUGGGUCAUAAUUUUCAGCACCAAUUUAUGGGUGGGCUACAAAUUUUUGUGCAGCUAUUAAGGGGUGGGCUAUCAAAAGUGCAGACACCAAAUAUAUGAUUUUCCCACCCCACCCCUCUUUUACUUUAUGACCGGUCCCUCAAUGGUACACUGGAUUAAUUUCCACUGUUUCUUUUAUAAUAUCCCAACUCCUCCUCGCCAGAUCUUCCAUUUUCCCUUGCUACUAGUAAUUCUAUUUUUUAUAUUUGUGUGUAUUUAUUUACGAAGAAACAUUAAAAUGAAAACAAACAAAUUAUUAUAAAAUACCGUUGUUUAAAAUUCCACGUUGACCUUUAAUUUUUAUAGCAUUUAAGAUUAAGUAGGCCUCUUUCCAAUUUUUGAAAUUAAGUAUGCGAGUUGAGCAAUAAUACAAUAUACAUACCCCGUUAAUAUUACUGUUUUGUUAGAAAAGUGGACCACUUCACGCUGUGUUGUUAUGCAAAGCAGGCCAACCCGAGCGUCUCUUGUGUCUCCAAAACGGCUGGAAUUUCAAGUUGCGACGGGCUUCUAAAAAACACCGUGCUUAAAUAUUCGAUUUGGAUUCUCGGUCUGAUGGCGUUUCUUGGAAAUUUGAUGGUUAUAAUAUGGCGGUCAGUUUCAAAAGAUGGUAACCGUGUAAGCUCGUUUCUUUUAGUCAAUCUUGCUGUCGCUGAUUUCAUAAUGGGUGUGUACAUGUUGAUUAUCGCAUAUAAAGAUAGAGAAUGGGAUGGGGUAUAUUUUAAACAUGAUGUAUCCUGGCGUGCAGGUAAUCUAUGUAUAUUUGCUGGAGUGUUGUCAACCAUAUCCAGUGAGGUUUCAGUGUUAACUUUAACAGUAAUCACAUUUGAACGUUUGAUAUGCAUCGUGUUCCAGUUUAAAUUUCAACGCUGGACUAUCAAGAAAGCUGCUGGAGUUAUGUGCGUUGUUUGGAUUCUCGGCUUAUUCAUUUCACUCAUACCGCUAUUCAGUGAUUCGUAUUUCUACGAUUAUCACAACAAUGUUCACUUCUUCGGCAAGUCAGCGGUGUGUUUACCCUUUCAAUUAUCAACCGAGCGUCCGGCUGGCUGGGAGUAUUCAGUUGUUGUAUUCCUCGUACUUAAUGGAGCUUCAUUCUUGUUCAUAUUCGUGGCGUAUGUGUUUAUGUAUCGUACGAUUGUCAAGGCAGGCAAUGCGGUAAGAUCUACGAGAGCGAACCAGGAUUCUGCAAUCGCCAAACGAAUGAUGUUCAUUAUUCUAACGGACUUUUUAUGUUGGUUUCCAGUGAUCAUCAUAAGUGUCCUGGCUUUGACAGGAAAUUUAUACGACCCCUCUAAGCAGGUUUAUGCUUGGAUAGCUGUGUUUGUUUUGCCCGUCAAUAGUAGUAUCAACCCUCUUCUUUACACCUUUUCAACUUCUUAUGUUCGAGAAAAGUUCAGAUCUUUGAAAAAGGCAAAUACGAUUAAAGGUAAUUUCUUAUAUCAAUAUAACCCCAUCUGCUCAUGUCGUUUGUGAACCCCUUAAAUUGCAGUGCACCCCAAUACACCAUUCAUACAUUAUUAUUUUACUCUGUCUGACGCCAGACGGUUUUACUCAUCAGGGGAGAACUCUGGGAAAUGGCUGGCGCUCAACGCAAACUAACGGGCCAUAUAUUAUUAUUGUAAUCGAUCUGUACGUGUAACGCCAGACGAAUUUACUCGUCAAACUCAUUUACUCAAACAUCAGGCAUUUUACUAGCUGGCGUUCAAUUGGUUAGUAUCUGUUUUACAGCUAUCCUAUAUUUGUCAUAGUUAUGCAGGGUUUUUUAUUUUGUGUUGUCUUUGCUGCAAUAGCAGGCGUUAUUGGUUUUCAUUUUUUUUUCAUUUGUCUUUGUCAUAUUUAGCUGAGUUCAUAUUUAGAAAACCGAUUUUAAACUGUGACGGAAGAUUUGUUUGAUGGAUUUUCGAAACCAAAGCAACGAAAACUCACCCGACGAACAUAUCUCAAAGAAAAAUCUCAAUCACGGUCUCUUUUGGAUGUUGAUUUCUUCGUCUGUUAUGAAUUUAAGACGACUAUCUCGUCUAAGAUACGACACUCCUCUAACGUUACUAUCUCACCGCUCAGACG
Messenger RNA from Paramuricea clavata, 61358 nucleotides. The record is from the annotation of a GenBank genome assembly. Lineage: Eukaryota; Metazoa; Cnidaria; Anthozoa; Malacalcyonacea; Plexauridae.